Messenger RNA from Podarcis lilfordi (Lilford's wall lizard), 84806 nucleotides. Lineage: Eukaryota; Metazoa; Chordata; Lepidosauria; Squamata; Lacertidae. The record is from the annotation of a GenBank genome assembly.
GUUCAGGCUGAAGGCGAGAGAAGAGCAGGAGCCGCUCGCCUGCCCAGAUCAUGGCUGCUGCCGCCUCCUCCGCCUCCGCCCCCACCGCCGCUUCUCCUCCUGCGGUGAUGGACCGGGAGAGCCUCUCGCCCGCGGCGGCGUCCAGCUAAUCCCCAUAGGGCGCCAUGGAGCCCAGUGGCCUCGGGGAGCCACCGAACCUGAUGCAGUUUCUGCGGAAGCUCAAGGAGGUCUUCGAUGUGUGCGAUGAGGACGCCGACGGCUUCAUCCGGGUGGAGCACUUCGUCGCCCUGGGGCUGCAGUUUGGCCAGGGGGAUGAGGUAAGGCAACUUGGUGGUGGUGGUGGGGGGACCUGCGUUCCCGCCCGAUAUUUAAGAACUGCCUUUCCUUCAGGGUGGAGCAUUAUUCUUGGGGCUCCCCAAAUCUCACUAAGCCCUAUUUCUGAGACUGCUCCCUCACCCACAACCUCCAGAUUCUAUCAGAAUGAUACACAUCUCUUACAGCACAGACAGGGUCUCAGGGUUUCAGAAAUGGUGUCCAGGAAUGUGUGGAAUAAUGGCAUGCCUCUGAGCAUGUGCAGAGGGCCUUUCCCUCACUGCUGUGGCUGCCAUAUGUUUAAGUAAGCCGUUGAGCCUUUGUGCUGGCUUCUAUCUUCACGGCCCGUACUUUAGAAAAUACGCACUAAAGGAGCACCCUUCUUCUUGGGGGGAGUCAGAGACUCCUACUCCCCAUGCAGAAGACUGGUGCAUUGAAGAGAGCAACAGUGGAACACCAUAAAACAGAGAUUGAGGCAUGUUCUUGGUGCUGAACCCCAUAGAAGCACCAAGUGCCCUAGUCAGGACUGGGGGUAUAUCCCUGUGUCACAGAACGGAACGUACUUGCAUGGAAAUCUGUGGAGCAGAGUGACGUCUUAAGGAGCCUACAUUGGCCACCCCUGGUUUCAUCGCUCUAUGCUUCCAAAUGACUUGAGAUACAUUUAUGGCCCUGAAUCCUGCAUGUAGUUGCAACAUUUCACCAAUAGCCUUAGGCAGGGAGAUGAUGUGCACAACACUUUAAAAGCAGUUAUUGCAAUGAAAACUGAAUCCCCGUUGUGAGAAUUGCCUUCCCCACCCCCCUUACUUGUAAUUGACCAUCACAUGUUUGCUCCUUAGUCACGUCUUCUGUGUUACAGAUUUUGGACAGACUUAUUUUCUCAUCUUCCCUAUAUACUUCCCAUAGCCUACUAGACAACAACAGCAACCUUAUUUUUUACCCAUCCCUGCUCCCCUGGCCACUAGUAUCGUUCUUACCUGCUGUUGGUUUUCUCUUUUUUUAAUUGCCUGAUCUCACUAGCAGUUGACUUGUUUCAUUGGGUGAUUAUGCGAAGAAUGUCAAUAUCUGUAGGGCAAAGCUCUUCGAACUAUUUGCGUGAUUGCUGAACAGGACUAGAACACAGUUUCUUUCUCUAAAACAGCCUACAGGCAUCCCACAAAGGGGGAAUGUUGGAAGAUUUUGGUACUGGUCUUGCUGACAAUUUCUUUUGAUGCAAAUAUGGAGGAGGGCUUUUGUGCUUCAUCAAAGUGUUUGAACUUGGUUCGUCUUUGUUUUCCCUUUGCUCUGAUAUGGAGUGUCAAUAAAGUUGGUAGCUUUACCAAGGCAUCCAAUGAAUGUGUUGUAUUGUACAGUAACAGAAGACCCUUGAGCUUCAAAGCCCCAAAACCAUUAUGUUGAAGCCAUCAACAAUUCUAAAACAACUGGGUUUGAGAAUCAUAAUUGGUUUGAAGACCAUAACUUAACUUUGGAGCUGAAUGGAACUACCGGACAUCAAAACUAGUUUGAGUAUCAAAUGUGUUUUCAGUUUGCUUGUUUGUUUACGAUCUAUGCCACAGGCCGAAAACCUGUAGCCUUCCAGAGAUGUUGUUGGUUUCCAGUUCCCAGCAACCCAAACCAGCAUGGUCAAUGGUAAGGAAUGGUGGGAGUUGCGGUCCAACAACAUCUGGAGGGCCACAGCUUUGUCACCAUUUUUCUAUGACCUCCAGAAGACAUCAUUUUAUACUUAAAAUGGCCAUUGACUCCCUCCAGUGAUAGUAUUUUCAAAGGCAGUAAUGUCACCUCAGGCCAGGCAUAGGCAAACUCGGCCCUCCAGAUGUUUUGAGACUACAGUUCCCAUCAUCCCUGACCACUGGUCCUGUUAGCUAGGGAUGGUGGAAGUUGUAGUCCCAAAACAUCUGGAGGGCCAAGUUUGCCUGUGCCUGGCUGAGGCAUGUUUGAGAUUCGUGGUUUUAACUUUCUUGCCGGACCCGAAGACACUUAAUCUCAGAUCAGCGUAACAUUCAGCCUUCUAUUUUAUAUCUAUAUCUAUAAUUAAAUUUUCAAAAGUUUAACGUACUCACUUGUAUACAUAGUAUUUUUUUCUUUGGUUUUGUAGACUUCCCAUCCCAUUUUCCAUGGUGUUUUUAGUUUACCCUGUUUGCUGCACCCGUCUUCUAUCUCUUAUACCAUAACAACAAUACUAUAAUCUCUAAUUCCUUCUGUUGCUCAUAGUUCAAAUCCUGCUCAUGAGUUCAUCAUAUUAUGGAAUUUCUUUAAGUAAUCCGAAAAAGGCUUCCAUUCUGCUACAAAGCAAUAGUCCAUCACAUUGCUUAUCCAUUCUUCUUUGGUGGGAACUUCUUCUUCCUUCCAUUUUUUGCAUAAAGAAUCCUAGCUGUUGUCCUUACAUACACAAACAGCUUAAUCAUCCUUUUUUGAAACUUAUAUAUGUUGUUGGACUACAACUCCCACCAUCCCUGGCUAUUUGUCCAUGCUGGCUGUGGAUGAUGGGAUUUGUAGUCCAAAAACAUCUGGAGGGCCACAGGUUCGCCACCUCUAAUGGAGACAAAUAAGUUUUAGCAGGUGCAGCUUUCAUUUAUGCAUAUAUACGCCGUUUUUCCAUCAGAAAGAUCCGUGAGGUGGCUUACAACAAUUGAAAGAUAAGAACACACGUAUUAAUUGAAACCAGCUUUGGACAUAGCAACAGGGUGCAACUAACAAUAUCAGCAUCAACAGAGUUAAAAAGAAAAGUGAUGCUUAAACUACAGGGAACCGAAACAGUUAAUGUGCAACCACAAAAGUUUUACAAAAUUGUAAGGUUUUUGGUCUGAUGCCUACAAGGAAGGAGCCAGGUGAGCUUUUUGCCACUAAUCAAGAGUGACUCACAAGAUGGUGCUCUUUCUUGUGAUGGCCUAUGGGGUCUUGAAUUGUGGAGGCAUUAGGAAUAGGACCACCAGGGAUGAUGUGAGUAAUUGGACAGGUUGUCAUAGGAGUAGGCAGUCCUUGAGAGAUCUGGGCAGCAGGUGAAAAUACUGCAUUUGGCAUUUUUUCCAACUCUACAUAAUUCUUAAAGAUACCUUUCAGUAGAGAAUGUUUUAUUGAAUUGUUAUGGAAAUUAUCAACAGGACAACGGAAAUGGAUUUUCCAUGUCCUAAUGGUGGCCAAGAGAUUGAUAUUGAGGAAUUGGAAAAAUAAAGAGAUGAUACCCUUCAGUCAAUGGACUGAUGAUAUAUCACUGGCAAUUUAUGAAUGGACUUCUUAAAGGCGCAGACUCUGUAUGGAUAAAUAUGAUAACAUUUGGAAUGAGUUUAUACAAAAUGCAGUGGGCUGUUAGCAUUUACAUAAGCACUAGGACAACAACAAUAUACCAAUUUAUACAAGAAUGUAUGGGAAAAUCGUAUAUUGCUUUUUUUGUAUAUUCUCGUUUUUAUAUGUAUCGUCGUUGUUGUUCUCCCUCUCACUUUUCCUUCUUUCCCCCCCUGUAUCACUUUAUUUCUUUUAACUGAAAUCGCCUUAAUAAAAAUAUAAAUAUUUAAAAAUAAUUCUUAAAGAUAUGGGAGCUCUAAACAGGCCUUUUCUGUGGUGGCUCCCCCAUCUGUGGAAUGCUUUCCCCAGGGAGGUUCGCUGGGUGCCUUCAUUAUACACCUUUAGGUGCCAGGCAAAAACAUUCCUCUCAGGCAGGCAUAGGCAAACUUGGCCCUCCAGAUGUUUUGAGACUACAGUUCCCAUCAUCCCUGACCACCAGUCCUGUUAGCUAGGGGUGAUGGGAAUUGUAGUCCCAAAUACCUGAAGGGCCGAGUUUGCCUAUGCCUGCUCUCAGGCCUUUGGUUGAUUGACAUUCAAUGCCCUUCAAAAAUGUGUUUGGGUGGGGGUGUUAUUGGGUUGUUCUAUUUUUUAAUUUUGAUUAUGUAUUUUGUGUUUUUAUAUUGUGAUUUUGUCCUGUGAACUGCCCUAAGACCUACGGGUGUAAGGCGGUGUACCAAUUUAAUUAACAACAACAAUAAAAAUAAUAAUAAUAAUGACAAGCCUUGGCUAGUGUAGCUAUACCAAUGCAAUUGUGCUGUCUUGAGUUGCUUCAGUUGUUUUGAUUUUGGCGUUGCGUUGGUAACAUUUUUUGCCCUUCCUCAGCAAGUCCUAGGGUUAGGGCCCAGGGGUCAGCAAACCUUUUCAGCAGGAGGCCGGUCCACUGUCCCUCAGACCUUGUGGGGGGCCGGGCUAUAUUUUUUUUUGGGGGGGGAGAACGAAUUCCUAUGCCCCACAAAUAACCCAGAGAUUCAUUUUAAAUAAAAGCACACAUUCUACUCAUUUAAAAACACCAGGCAGACCCCGCAAAUAACCCAGAGAUGCAUUUUAAAUAAAAGCACACAUUCUACUCAUGUAAAAAACAUGCUGAUUCCCGGACUGUCUGCGGGCCGGAUUUAGAAGGUGAUUGGGCCAGAUUUGGCCCCUGGGCCUUAGUUUGCCUACCCAUGGUUUAGGCUGCCAUGAUGUAAAUAGCAGUGCAAUUCAAAUAUGGAUGGGAGCCUGGGUGAUAAAAGUUUAGCCUCUUGAUGAUGAGCACUGAACAUUUAGUGGAAGACUGCAGAGGAGUGAGGCCUGAGAGAUUGUAUUCCCUUUGUAGAGUUGCAUCGAAGAGAAAAGGUCCUGCAGGUGCCUCUCACCUCAUCCUCUCCCAUUACAGUGAUACCUCGGUUUAAGAACAGUCCUGUUUACAAACGAUUCAGUUUACAAACUUGGCAAAACCGGAAGUAGUGUCCCGGUUUGUGAACUUUACCUCGGUCUAAGAACAGAAUCCGAACAGUGGAAGGGCACCGGCGGCGGGAGGCCUCAUUAGGGAAAGCACGCCUCGGUUUAAGAACGGUUUUGGUUUAAGAACGGACUUCCGGAACGGAUUAAGUUCAUAAACCGAGGUACCACUGUACUGAUGCAGUUUGAUGGGAAAAGGCAUUUUAGGAGAUUCUAAUUUGCAGCUCUAAGAUUACAGCAGCCACCCCAGUGCACAUUCUGGGAUGAGUGUACCUGUUAUGCGUUGGGUGUAGAUAUUUUAAGCUCUGCAAAGGAGGCAGCCGAGCCGAGCCUAAGAGGAUUAAAAGUUCAACCCUUUAUGGAAUAGAAAGUGGAAUAACUUAACCUGUAAUGUGCCAAAGGAUGCUAGAAAUCUUAGCAAAAUCGCCAAUAAUUCAUGCAUCUAAUGAAACCGAACUUCUUGCUUAAAACAUAAUAAUUCAGUGUAGUUUGUGCAGCAAAUGGAAUGAAGGAGUUCCUGAAAUUUGGUUUCAGUCAGGACUCCUGUUUGCAGAUGACCUAAAGUGGAAAGUAUUUAUGAUUUUUCCUGCCUGCGUAGAUGAGGUGAAGAAGGGAAAAAGCCAAUGCUGGUCAUUUUUAAAAGGGCUGAUAUGUUCUCUUGUGUUUGGCAGAGUUGACUAAUGCAAGAGAAAAACAAGUACCGUAGCUUCUCGAAAUUGGAAACAUGGCUUGUUUCAUGCUACAAAGGUGGGGGAAAUGGCACCGUCUGAAAUUCUCUUUUAUCGCAGCAUUUAAAUAUAUAAUUGUGAUACAUUGUGCUAAUUUCUUAGUUGACAUUUAAAAUGUUAAAGGUGAUUUGCAAUCAAAAUAUUCAAGGCGGUUUCAAUCUAAAAUAAAACAAGACACAAUAAUAAAUCAAGGUAUCAACAAAAAGCAGAGCACAUAUGAAAAAGAGCAAAAUAUCAAUAAAAAUGAUGCUGAUUUUAAAAAAAACUUAAAAAGCAAUAGCAGCAUAAAACAUCUGCAGGUUAGUAACCUAUAAAAAUUAGCUGAAAUCAAACAGCCUUUGGUUCCUGUCUAAACAAUGAGCAGCAAAGGAGCAAGGAGGAGCUUCCUUCAGACUGGGGGGCUGUUUCAUGUCUUGGGUGCCGCAGGUGAAAAGGCCCUGCCCUGUUAUUUACUGUAUUUCUGAUGGAGGUGGGCAGGGAACCAGAUUCCGGGUCCAGAGUCUUCAAUGUCAGUAAAGUAGUCUUUAUUGGAACUGUGGCUCACAUUAGCAUAUAUUAUUAUUAUUAUUAUUAUUAUUAUUCUAUUACUUAUACCCCACCCAUCUGGCUGGGCCUCCCCAGCCACUCUAAGCAGCUUCCAACAGGAUAUUAAAAACAUCAAACAUUAAAAACUUCCUUAAACAGGGCUGCCUUCAGAUGUCUUCUAAAAGUUGUUUAUUUCCUUGACAUCUUAUGGGAGGGUGUUCCACAGGGUGGGCGCCACUACCAAGAAGGCCCUCUGCCUGGUUCCCUGUAACCUCACUUCUUGCAGUGAGGGAACUGCCAGAAGGCCCUCGGAGCUGGAGCUCAGUGUCCGGGCAGAAUGAUGGGGGUGGAGAUGCUCCUUCAUGUGCAUGAUGUCAUGCAAUGGACAGGUAGAUGGCCCCACCUACUUUCAAACUUGGUCUACAGCAGUGGUUCUCAACCUGUAGGUUGCCAGAUGCUGUUGGACUACAACUCCCAUCAUCCCUAGCUAGCAAGGUAGGUCAGAGCUCAGGGAUGAUGGGAGUUGUAGUCCAACAACAUCUGGGGACUCACAGGUUGAGAACUGCUGGUCUACAGAGAGUGAAGGAGGAAAAAAAUCCAUCUCACUUGGUGGGUCCAGUUCCUCACCCCGAUGCAUACUCUAUGACACAGGUUACCCAAGACUUUCUUUCCUCAUCAUAAAAGUUGUAUAUUGCACAGCUCCAGUGGUCACUUAGCAUUAGGGCCAGAGCUGUAGCUCAGCAGUGGAACAUCUGCUUUGCAUGUAGAAGGUCAUGGGUUCCAUCUCUGGCAUCUCCAAGCAGGACUGGGAGAGACUUCCUGAAACCCUGGAGAUCUGCUACAAGUCAGUGGGUAGACUGAGCUACAUGGACCAAUGAUCUGACUCAGUAUGGCAGCUUCCUGCGUCCCUUAUUGGUCCCUCGAGAGCCAAAGAAAUAGGAUGGGGUGCAUGUUAUGAAGUCACAGGGAGGGUACACAACCAACUGGGACUUUCUUUAGUGAGAGGCUUACAGAGAAAAGCCAGCAGCCAACUGAUUGCUGGAGGCAACUCUUGAACUGGAACCGAGAAGAAUUAAUAAUAAUAAUAAUUUAUUAUUUAUACCCCACCCAUCUGGCUGGGCUUCCCCGGCCACUCUGGGCGGCUUCCCAAAAAAUAUUAAAAUACUGUGAUACAUCAAACAUUAAAAGCUUCCCUAAACAGGGCUGCCUUCAGAUGUCUUCUAAAAGUCUGGUAGUUGUUGUUCUCUUUGACAUCUGGUGGGAGGGCGUUCCACAGGGAGAGCGCCACUACCGAGAAGGCCCUCUGCCUGGUUCCCUGUAACUUGGCUUCUCGCAGUGAGGGAACCGCCAGAAGGCCCUCGGUGCUGGACCUCGGUGUCCGGGUAGAACGAUGGGGGUGGAGACGCUCCUUCAGAUAUAAUUAAGAAGUUACUGAUAUCGGAAUCCAGGAGAAACCAAUACAAGUAUGUCUUGUAUUGCGUGGGGUGUUUGUGUGAUCUGAGCAGUUCAACUGCAACAUUUCAAGGCAUCCUCGUUUGCCUCUCUUGGUUGGUCAAUUGGGACCCUAAAAGAUGUCUGGCAGACCCUCUCUCUCUCUCUCUCUCUCUCUCUCUCUCUCUGUGUGUGUGUGUGUGCAUACAGGUGUAAUAUAAUGCCUAGCUUCUGUGUUGAUGAAUCGGUUUCCGUGAGCUUGGUAGUCUCUUAUUCCAAUCCUAUGGCUACCCCUAUCAAUCUUUGCAGCUGAAACAGAACAAAUCCCUGCCAAAUUUAAUGUGUGCUGCAACAAAUCUCCUUUUCCUCGUGCAUUGGUUGUCCUUGCUGUAUUCAUUUCAUAUCUGCUUAGGGAGAUAGUGGGAUUUCUGGAGCUGGUGUUCUGCUGUGGGAAAGCUUUACAUUGUAACAGCUCUGUUUAACUGGAAAAAAAAUCAGCAAAGGUUGCAUAGAAUUGGGAAGGGAUUCAACACAGCAAGAAGAGUAAGGCGCUAUCUGAAAAUAAGAUUAGUUAAUUUCUUUCUGGUGGAACAUGUAGACUGGAUGCCUUGGGAAAUGGAAACAGCUGAAAAGUAAAUACAAUAAUACACAUUCAGUGGCCUGAGAUACAUGCUUGUGGGGAGGUGGGGAGCUUCAGGAGCUCCUGUUCUCACAAUGGCCCACUGGAUGCCUAUAGGUAGCCCACAGCCAGGGCACGAGGGCAACAGCACACUUCCACUUGUGGUCCCUGGUGACUAAAUAGCAGCCUUUCAUCUCAGAGCCCCUCCCAGAGCUACACUUCUCAGAGUUCUCUGAGAAGGCAUCAUAGUGCUUUAAAUGCCUGGUGUGAAUGUGGCCUAGAGUAAUAUUCAAUAGCGAUGUUGAUCACAGAGUUUGAUCACAGUAGCCCAUGUUGUUCUCCUUUAUACCGAAGAGACGGGUUUCUCAACAGCAGCUUUGUAGUGCUAGCAUAUCCAAAGGGCUCUGGCCAUGCCUAAGAUCUGCUUUCAAACUGUAAAGGUAAAGGUAAAGGACCCCUGACAGUUAAGCCCAGUCGCAGAUGACUCUGGGGUUGUGGCUCUCAUCUCGCUUUACAGGCCAAGGGAGCUGGCAUUUGUCCGCAGACAGUUUUUUCGGGUCAUGUGGCCAGCAUCACUAAGCUGCUUCUGGCACAAUGGGACACCGAAACCAGAGCAGUGCACAGAAAUGCCGUUUACCUUCCCGCUGGAGUGGUACCUAUUUAUCUAUUUGCACUUUUUGGCGUGCUUUUGAACUGCUAGGUUGGCAGGAGCUGGGACUGAGCAACGGGAGCUCACCCCAUCGUGGGGAUUCGAACCACCAACCUUCUGACCGGCAAGCCCAAGAGGCUCAGUGGCUUAGACCGCAGUGCCACCUGUGUCCCUUUCAAACUGUAGGUGCUUAUACAAACACACACACACACACACACACACACACACACACUCUGGACUGGAUAUGGCUAUCUUAUUAUUGUUAUCUGUGCGAUGUGUUACUUCUGAUUUUCUUUUUCCUGUGCUGUGUGAUAUUAUUUACCAAGAGUUUACUUUUGCUUUGUGCCUUCAGCUUUACAAUUGUGUAUUGUUAACAGGAUGUGUGGUGGAGGCGUGUGUGUGUGUGAUAGGACCCCUGUUGCUUUAAGCAGCUCUGUGGCAAGAAAAAUUCAAUAGGUGGAAUCUUUUCCAGCUCUUCACAUUUGCUUUCUGGGGGGAAAGCUUUAGUAGUUAAGUUUCGGCUGUUGGCUUGUAUGUGCUUGUUUAUGGCCUGACCGGUGAUUUCAGGACUUAAUUCACAUGGAUAAGCAAUGUGCCAUAAUUUGACAUGAGGACAUCGUAGCCUGCCGCCUAAACAAAGGCAUGAUCUAGAAAGAUUGGGCAAUGAUAUCCAGAAUGUUUCAACCUCACCCUCUGGGAAUAAAUUAUGUGCUCCCAUAUGUACUCACUUGCUGGGAACAAAAGGCCAUAAUGGAAGGAAAUGAAUCCUAGAUUUGAUGAAGUCUAUCUGUAAUGACUACCCACACCUAGAGGAGUGACUUCAGCAGUGCCCGAUGACCAAAUAGGCACAGGCCUAUGAGCCCCACAGCUUUUCGAAUCCCAGGGACUGAAUCUGGGAUCUUUGGCACUCAAACUAUGUGCUUUGUCCAUGAGUGACAUGUGCUAUCAUAACAGUGGCACAAUGCUGGCCUACCUUUGGGCUUCAGUGGUGCAGGGAGACUUGCAAUUGAAAUAAAAAAAUUAAGGUCUCGUAUAUAUAAUAAAUGUUUAUAAAUGUACCAAGCAAACAUGUACAUAAAUAUAUAAACCACAUGUCUGAAGCAGCACAGGAAAACAGCCCUGACUCCCAAACUGACCAAAUGUUUUCUCUGCAAGGUCAAAGGAAAAUGGAAAAGCCUCCCCAUUGUCUUUCCCUUCACAAAUCCUGUCUUAAGGGUAUGUCUAUGGAUGAAUAAGGUGAGCCUGUGACCUGGCUCAGGAACUAAGUAUUUGUCAUUACAAAAGACUGGCCAGGCUCCCCAGGGUAUCCAAUCGAGCAUUAACAGGUAACUUGCCAGACAGGAGAAAAAUAGCGCACUCCUAUUUCUGUUGUAGACCAUCUUUUCGGUGAUGUAGGUAUGAUGUAUCUCGGGGUGGUCUUGGACUCCAGGGUGGGCAAUUUAAAAUGUCUAUACAGUAUAAGGGCAGGCACACCUUUGUUCGGGGCCCUCCUCCUUUCCUGCAUGUGAGGGGAGCACCCUGUAGCAACAGUUCAAUAAAGAUCAGGCUUACUAGCUGCUUUGCUUCUCAAUAUUCUCUGGUUGGCCUCUGUUAUUUUCUCCGACCGAUGGAGAACCUGUAAAGGCUCUUGUGUCCCCCAUAAGGGAAUAAGGGCAGAUUUUCGUUUAUUACACAAUGAACCCAUCUCUGCCCAAGCAGACCGAAGUCAGUCCACUGUUGAUUUCUGAUGAACUCAUUAAGGAAAAAUGAGCCUGCUUGAGCUACUGAGCAAAGACCUGCUCCAGAUUCCUCUUCCUUUGGAAGUCAUGAAAGGCAGGAGGUUUUCAGUCCUAGCACUCACAGCACAGCAGUCCUCUGUAGGAUUGCUGGGUUGCAGCCUGGAAAAUAAACUUUUCCCUCUUUAAACACACAUCUAAGGAGGCUAGAAGGUACCAUUUCCCCUCUUCCUCUGAUCCUUUUCAUCCACCUGCCUGUGCCUGCCAUAGAGGUAGGAGUAGAGUUCUGUUCUCCUACCUCAGGUGGGCAAGGACAGGCAAAAAAGAAAGGAGCAGAGGAGAAGGAGCCAGGAGUGUCUGCAACCCUGUUUCUCACUUUAUCAGUGAUUUUAAAGGUAAAUGCUUAUUCUCUGAUGUGCACCUUAGCAAUCCUGUUCUUCAGGGAGGUCUGAUAACGUAAUUGUCAUGAGGACAGAUAAGGAUGUACCCUUUCAAAAGACUGUGUUGAUAUCCUUUGAUGUUGCACUAUUCUGACGCUGUGCUGUAAGACCUAUUACGGCUUUACUGUACAGUCCCUGCUGAGGUUCCUGGUGUGGUUAUGUUCAUUGCAAAUGGCUUGGGUAACUGCCAAGCCAGAAAACUGAUGACCCUGGCAGCUGUGUCUCUAUUACAUAAAGUUGGUGGCAGCAAUUGAGGGUUGAUCCUGAGGGAAGGAGAGGGGUCUUUGUCCUAUGAUUGCUGCUGGGGGGGGGGUCCAGAGCAGAUUGCACUAUCUACGUCUUUUGCAAGCAAAACAGGUCCUUACUACUACUACUACUACUACUACUACUACUAAUACUAAUUUACUAUUUAUACCCUGCCCAUCCGGCUGGGUUUCCCCAGCCACUCUGGGCAGCUUCCAACAAAGUAUUAAAAUACAGCAGUCUGUUAAACAUUAAAAGCUUCCCUAAAGAGGGCUGCCUUCAGAUGUCUUCUAAAAGUCUGGUAGUUGUUCUUCUCUUUGACAUCUGGUGGGAGGGUGUUCCACAGGGCGGGUGCCACUACCGAGAAGGCCCUCUGCCUGGUUCCCUGUAACUUGGCUUCUCCCAGUGAGGGAACCGCCAGAAGGCCCUCGGAGCUGGACCUCAGUGUCCGGGCAGAACGAUGGGGGUGGAGACGCUCCUUCAGGUAUACUGGACACAGGCUGUUUAGGGCUUUAAAGGUCAGCACCAACACUUUGAAUUGUGCUUGGAAACAUACUGGGAGCCAGUGUAGGUCUUUCAAGAACGGUGUUAUGUGGUCUUGGUGGCUGCUCCCAGUCAUUAGUCUAGCUGCCGCAUUCUGGAUUAGUUGUAGUUUCUGGAUAACCUUCAAAGGUAGCCCCACAUAGAGCGCAUUGCAGUAUUCCAAGCGAGAGAUAACUAGAGCAUGCACCACUCUGGUGAGACAGUCUGCGGGCAGGUAGGGUCUCAGCCUGCGUACCAGAUGGAGUUGGUAGACAGCUGCCCUGGACACAGAACUGACCUGUGCCUCCAUGGACAGCUGUCACUCCCAGGCUGUGCACCUGGUCCUUCAGGGGCACAGUUACCCCAUUCAGGACCAGUGAGUCCUCUACACCUGACCGCCUCCUGGCCCCCCAAAACGGUACUUCUGUCUUGUCAGGAUUCAACCUAGUGCCCCCUCUCACAAAUUGUGGGCCACUAUGGAGGAAAUUCUUGGGAGAAAAGCAAUGACAAACCUAGACAGCAUCUUAAAAAGCAGAGACAUCACCUUGCCAACAAAGGUCCGUAUAGUUAAAGCUAUGGUUUUCCCGGUAGUGAUGUAUGGAAGUGAGAGCUGGACCAUAAAGAAGGCUGAUCGCCAAAGAAUUUAUGCUUUUGAAUUAUGGUGCUGGAGGAGACUCUUGAGAGUCCCAUGGACUGCAAGAAGAUCAAACCUAUCCAUUCUGAAGGAAAUCAGCCCUGAGUGCUCACUAGAAGGACAGAUCCUGAAGCUGAGACUCCAAUACUUUGGCCACCUCAUGAGAAGAGAAGACUCCCUGGAAAAGACCCUGAUGGAGGGCACAAGGAGAAGGGGACGACAGAGGACGAGAUGGUUGGACAGUGUUCUCGAAGCUACCAGCAUGAGUUUGACUAAACUGUGGGAAGCAGUGGAAGACAGAAGUGCCUGGCGUGCUCUGCUCCAUGGGGUCACGAAGAGUCGGACACGACUAAACGACUAAACAACAACAACAUGGAGGAAAUUCAGCUACAAGGAACAGCAGUGUUUUUUCUGGGGCUACACAGCACCAACACCUUUUUUUUCCUAGAAGAAAAGCACUGGGGAGAAGGGCUCUUUUCAAGUCUACAUUUCUAUGAUUCUAAGGGCAAUUUUGAGAGAUCAAAUGAUGGGAAGGGAAAGGGUUAACAAGCCCUCCUUUUCCCCCAGCCCCCGCCCUGUCCCCAUUCACUCUGCUUUUCUGCUCUUGGCUGAAACUUCCAGAGUUAGUUUUCAGAUUAAAAAGCAAAAUUUAAGAUUAUUGACGGUUGGGGAAAACCUGCCUAUAGAUUAACCGGAGCUGUCCACAGGUUUAGUGCUGAAGGUACUGUUUUAACUACUUGCCUCCUCUGCGUCAAGCAAUGGUUUCAAAUGGUUUCACUGACCAUCUACGAGUUAACUUAGUCAAAAUAAAUACGCUAAAUAAUGAUUUGGUGGUUAUGGAUGGGUUUCCCCCAUUUAGUGUAGCUGUUCCCACGCUUACAUGGUUGAUUGUUGACAUGGUUUCUUUGCACUCCCAUAAAAUUAACAAUUGUUUGGAGACACGAAUGGCAUGUUAGGGGAUCCUUCUCUCUGUGUACAUGCAAAAUGUGAGUGCUAGUUUGCCUCUCUUGUGUGUGUGUGACUUUUUGAUUUGUAAUUAGCUGGUGUGUAUAUAUUCAUUUAUGAAUCCCCAAGGUAUCUAAUCUAGUCUCUUAGAAGUAUUACAUUCUCUGUGCUUAUAUAAUCAUUUUAACAUGAAAGGAAAAGGGGGGGGGACCUUCCAUUUAACUCCUAAAAUCUAUUAUUUUGCUAUGUGUUUCUAAAUGUGCUUUUAGAACGGAUAGCUUGUCUGGUUAGCUCCACCAUUUUAUUAGUUUUUUUUAAAAAUUUCAUUUGUACUUUUCAGAUAUAUACAUUUCAUGUUUAGGGAAGUUUUUAAUGUCUGAUGUUUUAUUGUAUUUUUAAUAUUUUGUUGGAAGCUGCCCAUAGUGGCUGGGGAAACCCAGCCAGAUGGGAGGGGUAUAAAUAAUAAAUUAUUAUAAUUAUCAUCCUCACCACCACCACCACCAUCAUCAAAGUCAUUUUGAUGACUUGAUGAUGAUGAUCAUCAAGUCAUUUUGACAUUUUUUAAAACUUGACUUCCUUCCCCUCUUUCUGUAAAAAUUAUUUUUAAUAUCUUCUGCAUAUCCAAAUUAACUUAUUUUUUAUCUUCUUUAAAUAUAUACACUUAUGUAACUGCAGGUUAUCACAAUAAUCCUGCCAGUGGUUGUUAUCUGUUUACAGUUUGUCUGUAAAUAUUCAAUAAACCAUUUCCAUUCUUUUAUAAAAAGUUUGUCAUCUUGAUUUCUUACUCUUCUGAUAAGUCUCACCAUUUCUGCAUAUUCCAUAAGUUUUUGUAUCCAUUCUUCCUUUGCUGAGACUUCUUCUUUCCAUUUUUGGGCAAGUAGCACUCUUGCUGCUGUAAAAAGGUAAAGGAACCCCUGACCAUUAGGUCCAGUCGUGGCCAACUCUGGGGUUGCGGCGCUCAUCUCGCUUUAUUGGCCGAGGGAGCCGGCGUACAGCUUCUGGGUCAUGUGGCCAGCAUGACUAAGCCGCUUCUGGCGAACCAGAGCAGCGCACGGAAAUGCCGUUUACCUUCCUGCUGGAGCGGUACCUAUUUAUCUACUUGCACUUUGACGUGCUUUAGAACUGCUAGUUUGGCAGGAGCAGGGACUGAGCAAAGGGAGCUCACCCCAUCGUGGGGAUUCGAACCACCGACCUUCUGAUUGGCAAGUCCUAGGCUCUGUGGUUUAACCCACAGCGCCACCCGCGUCCCUUGCUGCUGCUAAGUUUAAUUAGUUUUAAACUUAGCAAAAACUAAGCUAGUGUUAUGAAGUUGCCUGUGAAAGUCAGCACCUUUUGUUCACAUCUUUUAAAUAAAUGUGCUAAUGAGCAUUUAAAGCGGUCCAUCCAAGCUGAUGGAUUAUGCCAAAAUGGCAAAACUAACUGGGAAGCUCAGGAAUCAAGAAGACAAGAUCUUUUUUAAAAAAAAGAAUGGGAAAAGUUUAUAAUUUAUAUAGAAGAUUAUUGUAAUAAAAACAUUGUUUAAUAACAGGUUUAAACAUUGGCAAGAUUUUAAGCACACUUGUAAUGUAUGGAUGGAUAUAUGGAUAAUUUAGGAAGAUAAAAAUUGGAGAAAAAUUUAGGAAUGUAUGUAUGGGUAAUUUAGGAAGAUAAAAAAUGGAGAAGCAAUGAUAUGCAGUUGAAAAUAGGAUUAAUAGGGCCCAUGGAAGGGAUAGGGAGAAGUCGGGAGAUUCAGAGCAAUCUCAACAUUUGGAAUUGUUUUUGUGGUAUGUUUAUAUUUUUGAAAAUCAAAUAAAAAUUUAUUUCAAAAAGAAAGAAAGAAAGUGGACCAUCCAUGGAGUUAAUAUGCAGCCUCAGCAAGCAGGGAUGUUGGGAGUUGUAAUAGACGGCAACAUAUUGGGUACUCCUGAUCUAACCUAAUAUUGUAUGCUCUGACUGGCAGAAGCUCUCCAGGGUCUCAGAUGCUGUGCUAUGUGAACAUUUUUAUUUGAAAGUCCAGAGCUUGAAUCUGGGAUCUUCUUCUUGCGAAACACGUACAGUGGUACCUCAGGUUACAUACGCUUCAGGUUACAUAUGCUUCAAGUAACAGACUCCACUAACCCAGAAAUAUUACCUCAGGUUAAGAACUUUGCUUCAGGAUGAGAACAGAAAUUGCACGAUGGCAGCGCGGUGGCAGCAGGAGGCCCCAUUAGCUAAAGUGGUGCUUCAGGUUAAGAACAGACUUCCAGAGCGAAUUAAGUACUUUACCUGAGGUACCACUGUAUAUGUCAUCUGAAUUAUGGUCACUCAAUGUAUAAUGUGGGUCUCAAAUUAGCCUGUUAUGUGUAAUAACUUAGAUAGAAGUUUUAGCCUCAAUAAGGACUGAGCAAUGAUGGUAGGGGUAGGUUUGUAAGUCCCUUAUUAAUUUGUUUCUUGAUUUGUAACAUUUACAAAUCAAUUACAAACUCUGCAAAACAAAGUUCUAUACAGUGGUACCUUGGUUCUCGAACUUAAUCCGUUCUGGGAGUCCAUUUGACUCCCGAAACCGUUCGAAAACCAAGGCACGGCUUCUGAUUGGCUGCAGGAGCUUCCUGCACUCAUUCGGAAGCUGCAGAAGCCAUGUCGGACGUUCGGCUUCCGAAAAAUGUUCGCAAAUUGGAACACUCACUUCCAGGUUUGCGGUGUAUGGUAGCCGAGCCGUUCAAGUACUAAGGUAGUCAACGUAUAGUCAACGUAGUUUGACAUUGUUAAACGUCAAAAGGAAUGGCAGCUUUUCUGACCCCACCAGACAUGCCCCCCCCUUGCCAUGUCAGACAGAUUUGUGCUCCUAAAAAGAAGUCACCUGAACGUUUAAUAAAUGUAUUUAUUUAUCUACAUUUGCAACCCAACUUUUCCUCCAAGGAGCUCAAGGUGGUACGUGUGGUUCUUCUCCUCCCCAUUUAAUCCACAAGGCAACCCUGUGAGUAGGUCAGGCUGAGAGAUGGCGACUGGCCCAAAGUCACCCAGUGAACUUCAUAGCUGCACGGGGAUUUGAACCCUGGUCUCCCAGCUCAUAGGCCUAACCAUUACACCACACUUCCCAUUUUGUUGUGCGGAAGUCCGUUGUUCACAACAAAGCACUCCUUGUGGCUUUUGACCAAGGAGAAGACAAAAUUCUGCUCUGCAAAUGACCCAUUGGAAUACUUCUUAUUAUUUUGUAUCGGCAACCCCUACCUCAGCCGAACACUUUCCAAUAAUACUAAUGCGCAGUUUGUGCUUUGGCAUGUUUUAACAACAACGAAAGCAAAAUCUACUGUUGUAUAUAUACAUCCAGUCAAUUUCAACAUUUUCUAAAAUUGCGACUUCUCAAUAAUACAUUUCCUCAGUUUGCAUUCAUACACGUCACGGGGCAUUUAUUGGAUAAAGUGCGAGUGAUAAGACUUCAUCAAGGUACAAAAAAACAACUGAUGGAACCAGCAGAUCUUAAAUCAGAAACAUCACCUAUGGAUCACAGGCCUGAUCCUGAUUGUCAUUCCCCUCUCUGAAAACAAUCUCAGUUUUACUAAGAAACGGCAACUUCCAAGGACCAAAAGCCCAACUUAAUGGCCCUAAAGAAUGGGCGGAAACAGUGAAGGAAGUUUUGGCUAGAAUAAUAAACAUUUGAGCUGUUCUUUUUAUUUAAAAACAAACAAACCCCAAAGUAAACAUCUGAAGGUAUUUUUGGUCCCAAUAAACAGAUUAAAUUGAAAGCCCUAUUUUUUACGGGCAAUAUUCCCAUCACACACACAAACACACCACCCUGAAAUGCACAAGUUGGAAUUAAAUCUCUGGUUGAACUCUCCAAAUGGAAUUCCCUCCCAUUUCAGUCUGGAAACACAUUUUGCUAAUGCUCUCCAAAAUGAUCACCUUUUUUUUUAAAAAAAAAAAUCAAAAUCAAACCUUCCUUGCAUAUAGAAAACUAGCGCUCAGAACACCAGGAAGAUAGUCACCUUCUUGCUCAUUAGGCUAGCUUUCUACAAGCAGGGAGUAUCUCUUAUAUGGGAAAUACAAGACAGAUGUGAUCCCUCUACUGUCCUGGUUUUGCUGCAUGUACAAUGCCAUCUAAAAGCAACAACAGGCACGUUCCAUAUGGCUGCAGUAUGCAAGACCAAGGGUGCAUAGGAACAUGGGAAGGUCUAUCUAGAUCAGUAUUGUCAACACUGACUUGGCAGCUACUCUGUUGUAUAUAUAUAUAUUCAUUAAGAAGCAAUCACAUGUCUCAUCAGCUGAGUCUCAUUGCUUCAAGGAGGCUGGAGUUUAUUUCUUGCCUGCCCAUUCUAAUUCAGCUUUUCCAUCCAAGGGAGGAAGUGCACAGGUCACCCCACACAAGUUCAAAGCAAUCUAUUAUCAGGUUUCAACUGCCUUAGUAGUGUAAACACAUCUUAAGUAUUGGGAUACACUUCAUCUGCUCUGUUUCUGUGUGUGUGUGCGUGUGUGUGUGCGUGCGCGCAGACCCCAACAUGUCCUCGUUUCCCCCCUUUUUUUUAACAAGAGGUGUGCCUUGGACACAUUUGCACCACACUUCCAAGCCUUAUGAGGAACGGUUGAAGGAGCUGGGCAUGUUUAGCCUGGAAAAGAGGAGACUGAGAGGAGAGAAGAUAGCCAUCUUCAAAUAUCGCAAGGGCUGUCACAUGGAAGAGGGAACAAGCUUGUUUUCUCCUACUCUGGAGGGUAGGACUCGAACCAAUGGCUUAUAGUCACAAGAAAGGAGAUUCUGACUAAACAUCAGGAAGAACUUUCUGACAGGAAGAGUUGUUUGACAGUGGAACGGUCUCCCUCGGGAGGUUGUGGACUCCUUGGGGGUUUUUAAGCAGAGGUUGGAUGGUCAUCUGAUAUGGAUGCUUUAGCUGAGAUUCCUGCAUUGCAGGAGGUUGAUCUAGAUCAGGGGUGGCCAAAUCUCAAGAGAGUGUGAUCUACUCACAGAGUUAAAAACUGGCAGUGAUCUACCCCCUUUUUUGGGGUUCAGGUCAAAGUUGUUGAGCUUUUGUUAGGAAGGAGGAAGGCCCAUUUUUGGGGAGUUCAGGUCAAAGUUUUUAGGGGAGUUGCAGUCGUUCAGCUUCUUUGUGGGGAGCCAAUGAUCUACCAGUGAUCUAACGCAGAUGCCCAGUGAUCUACCGGUAGAUCACAAUCUACCUGUUGGACAUGCCUGAUUUAGAUGACCCUUGGGGUCCCUUCCAACUCUACAAUUCUAUGAUUCAAUGAAUAGAUAGACAAAUAGUCCUACUCAGUCAGUGCAAAGGAAACUUUCUGUGUUCCUCUAGAAUACUUUCGCACCCAUUGGUUUCCAUGAUGUCAAAGUACUUCCUAGUGAAUAUGCACUAGUGAGCUUCAGUUUGCUAUUGGACCAGCAUGCAAAAAAUGCCUGAGGCAAGUGUUGAAAAGUGUCCAUUCAUGGAGCUAAAAGAUAGCUACUACCACAGAAGCUGCAUGCAUGAGUCUGAUAGUCAACUAAUGUCAGAACCACUGAAAAGGAAAAGCUUUGAAUGAUCUUUGGUUUCUGUUUCAAGUACUGCCAUUUUUACAUCUCUCUCAAGCAUCUGCCUGUCAGGAGCUCAGCCUACACUCGAGUAGGACCCUGGCAGAGACACAUGCCCGACUGGCAUGUUCUCUCCCUCCUGAUCAUUUGUUCGGGAGCUUCAUAAGAUUUCUUCAGCCCGAACAUCACAGCGACCGAUGCCAACAGACAUCGGCACACUUAGGGAUCCGCAGAGUGUGGUGCAGCUUGCGUAAUAGACCUCAGCAACUCAGCAUUUUGGCUAAUCUACUUUAUCUACAUAUAAACACACACAGAGCACUGCAACAUGUCUCCCUCUCUAGCAUCAGACAGCAAAGAGAAAGAACAAAGGGCAAUAGUCCCACUUCACGGAACACAGUAACACAAACAUCCUGUCUCCGUCACUUCCCACUUUGUGGAGUCAAAACAUACACCGUCAUGGGAUAGACAAAAAUCCCAUGACUGCAAUCAUGGAGCAGGAAUUCUAACACUGUCUUCCUGUAACUCCUAUGUUUUGCCUUGGCACGUAAUGAUUAAGGCGAAAACAGUCCUGACAUAUCUUUGUAAAAGACACUUCCUCCUAGAUCCAGGGAAGCCUUCCAUUUUGUAUUCUUUUGGAGACAGAGCAUGAAAUUUGUGCGCUUAGACAUCUGUUCCUUUGCAUAAUGGGUUGCAUAUUUUAUAGGUUGGUUUUUUCCCCUUUGUGCCUGGCAAUUUUCGGUUUUCAAACGUACCAAUUGGCAUUCUUCACUGUGCGGUAUUGUCUGGGCAAUCUUCAGAAAUUUUAUUCCUCUUGAUAUUCAGAUUUCUCCUACAUGUGGAGCUUUCUUUCUCCUCAGUGUCAUUAAGCUCUGGAAGGCUUAUUAUGUAGAUCAGCUACAAUGAAUUGUGUGCCGUGUUGUACAAUUAAUGUUUCUGGGAAGAUGGUGGCUGGUAAGAGAGGCCUUUUUUGAUCUCUAAGCUGUGUCAUCAACUUUGCAUAGCUGAUCUGUCAGCAGCCAACACGGUAGAAGAAUAAAAGAGAUUUCUUUCUUUUUUCUUUUUUUAAACACAUCUGUUUCUAUGUUUAGCAGAGUAAAGUGAAUUCGUGAUUCUUUGUUGGCUGACUCACUUUAUCGCAUGAUAGGAGUGCCUUUUGUUUUGUAAUAAUUUAAAAUAGUUUAAAGGAAUCCAUUCUCAUUUCUAGGCAAUAUAGCACCAGCAUUACAGUGGAGGUGGUGAGGAAAGAGUAUAGAGUUCUUUCCCUGAAUAUGUAAGUUUUUACUUGUCUUCCAAACAUAUGUGCUGAGUUUUCCCAAGGAGGGACUUCCACAAGAAACAGCUUUCCAACAGAAAAGGUCUUGCCCCUGUCCCACUCCAGGAUUGCCCUGGCUUCAGUCCUACAUCACUGUGGAGGAAGUCUUCUUGACCUUGGAAGGCCCUGCUUCUGAGUAGACAUAGGUUUGAGUAGACAUAUUGACCCAUUGUUUAUAAAGUGUAUCCCAUUUCAUGGCUCUGAAAGAAGCAGCAGAGCAUCUAACAUUGUAUGUAAAACGAUCAAGGCAACAUCUAAUAAAAAAUACACAGCUCAUUAAAAUAUAAUGCAGCCGAGCAGAAUGAUGAGUCAAAUCACAGUGCAGAGAGAGGAAACAUGGGAAAGGAGCAGUGCCUUUCUACGGGGGUGGGGGGGGAGUGGGCCAGUAAUCACCAUGAAGUAAGUGCCACAUUUUAAACCAGUGCUUAUCUUCUAGAAAAAAGGGGGCUGGUACUGCGUAGCCUUGAGAACCCCCAGAAAAAAGCACUGGAAAGGAGAAUAUAUUGUCCUGUUGUUGUUUAGUCGUUUAGUCAUGUCUGACCCUUCGUGACCCCAUGGACCAGAGCACGCCAGGCACUCCUGUCUUCCACUGCCUCCCGCAGUUUGGUCAAACUCAUGCUGGUAGCUUCAAGAACACUGUCCAGUCAUCUCGUCCUGUCGUCCCCUUCUCCUUGUGCCCUCAAUCUUUCCCAACAUCAGGGUCUUUUCCAGGGAGUCUUCUCUUCUCAAGAGGUGGCCAAAGUAUUGGAGCCUCAGCUUCAGGAUCUGUCCUUCCCAUGAGCACUCAGGGCUGAUUUCCUUCAGAAUGGAUAGGUUUGAUCUUCUUGCAGUCCAUGGGACUCUCAAGAGUCUCCUCCAGCACCAUAAUUCAAAAGCAUCAAUUCUUCGGCGAUCAGCCUUCUUUAUGGUCCAGCUCUCACUUCCAUAUAUCACUACUGGGAAAACCAUAGCUUUAACUAUACAGACCUUUGUUGGCAAGGUGAUGUCUCUGCUUUUUAUAUUGUCUGACAUCAGGCUUUUUAAACAAGUGGUUAGCCAGUUAGCCACUCCUUUAUGAAGCUGUAGACUUCUUUUGUGUUAAGAGCUUGAUGCAAAGUUGAACACUUCCAUGCUGGUGACUUGGGGGAAGACAUUUCCAGGGGAGGAAUUUGGUUUAUCAAAUUUCAGCGGCACCCUUUGCAAGGUCGAAAUUCAGCAACCCCCACCUUUCUGUUCUGCUCAGUUUACUACAGUAGUACCUCGGUUCUCAAACACCUUGGUUCUCAAACGCCGAAAACCCAGAAGUAAGUGUUCUGGUUUUCGAACGUUUUUUGGAAGCCGAAUGUCCGAUGUGGUUGUCAGCUAUUGUUUCCGGGGCACCUGCACCAAUCAGAAGCUGCGCCUUGGUUUUCAAACAUUUUGGAAGUCAAAUGGGCUUUCAGAACAGAUUAAGUUUGGUGCUUUUGUUUUUGCUAUUUAUUUUGCAUUUUUGUUUUUGAGGCUUUUUCGGUUAAUUUGUUUUUGUGGACUGUGUGGAACUCAGUUCAGCUACUGAUUGAUUGAUUGAUUGAUUGUGUGACUGCGGAAAUGGAUAAACGCUCCCCAUCCAAACAAUGACUAUCAUCAGUGCAGGUAAGAAUUAAAAAAAAUUAAAAAAUUAUCAUCUGCAAUACUGUCUUAUUUAUUUUAUAGUACAGCACAUUGCUUAUUGUUUUCAUUUUAUGGAUCAGUGGUCUCGUUAGAAAGUAAAAUUCAUGUUAAAUUGCUGUUUUAGGAGUUGUUUUUAAAAGUCUGGAACGGAUUAAUCUGUUUUGCAUUACUUUCUAUGGAAAAGCACGCCUUGGUUUUGGAACGUUUUGGUUUUGGAACAGCCUUCCAGAACAGAUUAAGUUUGAGAAUCAAAGUAUCACUGCACAUCAUAAUUGUGAUGCCCUUUCUUGCAGUCCUCCCCUCCCCCCCCGGCCAAACCUCUAUUCUCACUCUCUGGAUUUGCUUUAAAAGUUCUAUAUAGAUUCUGCGCCUAAAGGAGGCUUUUUUUCUUUUUUUGCAUUUAUUGGAGGCUUUUUGCCUACUUAAGCUUUGUUGAGCAGAUUGUUGGAAGUGAACUUGCAUUCCAUUCAAGGCAAUAUGCCAUCCCUUCUGAGUAAUACACGGUGCUCCCUGAGCUGUGUAGCUUUAGAUUUUACAUCCCUACUAGAGGGCGAUGAUAUAUUUGUGUGUGUGUGUUUUAAAAAAAGCUUACUUGACUCAAUUAAGUGGGGAAGGAGGGAGUGAUUAGAGAGAUGAAUGAUAACAGGACAUGUCAGACACAAUUGCCAGUCACAUAAUGCAUGAUUUUACAAAGGCAGUGUGACUGUAAAUAGACAGCCCAGUAAUAUCCAUCUCUAUUACCUUCUGUUCAGAAUAUAAUUAAAGGCCCUCACUUGAGAAUAAGCAGAGAAAGUCUUUCAUUGUUUUCAGGAUUAACCCCCCCCCCAAAACUGUGGUUUACCUCUCACAAAGCUACAAUUCCCAACCCCUUAAGAAACUGCAAUUCCCACAAUUCUUCAGGGAAAUGAUGUGCUUUAAACUUAUGGUGUUUGUGUGCAGCCUUAAAAAACAGGGUUGUUUAGAGCAGGAAAAAAAGCUAUUCAUGUAUGCUACUACAGCAGCUCAUAUGAGAUACAAUGGUACUUCGGGUUAAGUACUUAAUUCGUUCCGGAGGUCCGUUCUUAACCUGAAACUGUUCUUAACCUGAAGCACCACUUUAGCUAAUGGGGCCUCCUGCUGUUGCCGCGCUGCCAGAGCACGAUUUCUGUUCUCACCCUGAAGCAAAGUUCUUAACCCGAGGUAUUAUUUCUGGGUUAGUGGAGUCUGUAACCUGAAGCGUAUGUAACCUGAAGCAUAUGUAACCCGAGGUACCACUCUAUACUCAAAGGUGGAAAGAAGAAACAGCUCCAACAAAAGAGAAUUGGCAAUUACAAUUAAUGGAAUAUGCAGAAAUGGCAAAACUUACCAGAAGAAUUAAGAAAUCAAGAAGAGAGACUUUUUAUGACUGAGUGGAGAAAAUAUAUAGGCUAUUUGAAGAUACACUGUAAACAGCUUAAAACAUUAGCAGGGUUGACUGGUGCAGUUAGAGAUAAUUAAAAAGAAUAAUAAGAAUGAUAUAAAUUUGAUAUGCAGUGGAGGAAAGAUAUAAAAUAUGUAACCACAGAAAGGAAGGAAGGGAAGCUGAAAGCAAUGUAGGUGGUUUUUAUGUACAGUUGUUUUUUCUUUGUUAGAAGGUAUGUAAAAUGAGAAGAUUAAAAAUAAAAUUUAAAAGAAAAUAUUGUUGGUUUCCCUGUUUACACAUCAAAGAGCUAAAUGCCUGUUUCAUCUAGUUAAGCCCAGAAGACAGUCCUAGGAUUUGGAUGUGUGUGUUUUUUACCCAGGAAUUUCUAAUGGGGAGAGAUGGGGUGAGAAGAACUUGACAAAACUAGAGGCAAUAGUGUUGGACUUCAGACUGGGAUACCAGGUUUCAAUUUCCAUCUGUGCCAUGGAUUAGGACAGACAUAUUGGCUUUGGUUUUCCAUCUGUAAAUUUGAGGUAGUAGUGAGAGCAAGUGCAAUUGGUUAAGAAUGUAAGCAACUCUGCUUUCUACUUUCCUUUUUGAAAUGUAUAUAAAUGUAUAAAGUAUGUCAUAAAUGUGUAAAGUAUGUCACCUUGAGCGUGUUGCCCAUAACAUGGAUUAAUUAGUUUCUUGAUGUACCGUAUUUUAGGAGCGGUUUGGGGCAUUUUCAAUAGGGCCACAGAUCAAACAAGGAUGUCUUCAUUUCAUGUAGUACUUUGGCAGGCUUGCCAGUUGUUAAAUGCCAGGAAAGCUUAUUAUCUUGGCCCAGUUAAAUGAAAAAAUGUAUUGGAAUCCAAAGGGAAGCAAUUGAAGCCAAGAAGCCGCUCUGUCUUAGGUUUUGUAUUUAGGGUGGCUUAUUUAUUAUUUUACCCCUUGUUGUCAUAGCCUUAGUGUAGCCUCAGUCCGAAUGGUGGUUGUUAUGUAUUCACAGUGAUCUGUGUUUGCUUGAGCUUGAGUCUGGACUCUGAGCUCCUGUGUUCUGAUUUGAUAUAUGAUAUCCAAUCACAGAACAUUUCAGGAUUUGGGCCUCUGCCAUUGGCCCUUAAACUCUGAGUCAUGAUUCACAGCUUGGAAGUUUAGACAGCCUAUCACGUUGGGAGUGGGAGUGGCCCAGGCCUUCAGAAACGUAUAUAAGCAGUUGCUUUGCCCCUGUUGUCCAGUUCUGGUAGUUCAAUAAAUGUUCUUGCUGUUAUCACUGUGUCUUGCCUUGUGGGAACCCACUUACACUUCAGUGAUCUUCCAGCCAUGGAUUUUCUUGGAUAGUUUUUUGCCCAUAUCAAAAGGUGUCUAUUUGAUAGUUUUAUAUUCCUGCAAGCCACAUCUUCAGAAUCUUGGGUGCUGUGAUCUCAUGUGAUUUUGCGCAGAGAUCUUGCCCCCCCCCAAAAAAACCAUUUUUAUUGGGGCCUCGGUUUUACAUUGCAUCCCCCAACACACAUUUUUGGGUGCCAUACAAGCAUGGCCCUAAAGAAAGCAUGUCUUAUGGGCUCUGUGAUAUUGCACAGGUAGGAAGACACAUGGCCCAGUUUCAGGGCUCAAUAUGGUGGAGGUGUCUUGCCAAAUGCAAGGUGGUUCUUUUAAAAUAAGAUUCAGAAGCAAUACAAACACAAGUGAGUGAGAAGAUUAAUGAUUUUAUUCUAAACAGCAAGCAUGAGAUACAAUUACCAAGCAAGCACUUUGAUCUGCUACUUGGAAGCCCUCAAGAAGUGGUGAAGCGACUCCUCCAGGCAGCCUCAGUUUGCACGGCCCAGCGAUCAAUCAGUCCAUGCACGAGCUUCAGAAACUAUACCCAAACCAUCCUAUUUAUAGAUAGCUAACCUGUUAGGGACACGGGUGGCACUGUGGUCUAAACCACUGAGCCUAGGACAGGGGUCAGCAACCUUUUUCAGCCAAGGGCCGGCCCACCAUAUCUCAGACCAUGUGGUGGGCCGGACUAUAUUUUUGGGGGGGAAAUGAACGAAUUCCUAUGCCCCACAAAUAACCCAGAGAUGCAUUUUAAAUAAAAGGACACAUUCUACUCAUGUAAAAACAUGCUGAUUCCCGGAACAUCCAUGGGCCGGAUUGAGAAGGCGAUUGGGCUGCAUCUGGACCACGGGCCUUAGGUUGCCUACCCCUGGCCUAGGACUUGCCGAUUGGAAGGUCGGUGGUUCGAAUCCCCGCGACGGGGUGAGCUCCUGUUGCUCAGUCCCAGCUCCUGCCAACCUAGCAGUUUGAAAGCACAUCAAAGUGCAAGUAGAUAAAUAGGUAUCGCUCUGGCAGGAAGGUAAACGGCAUUUCCGUGCACUGCUCUGGUUUAACCAGAAGCGGCUUAGUCCCACUGGCCACAUGAUCCGGAAAAACUGUCUGCAGACAAAUGUCGGCUCCCUUGGCCAGUAAAGUGAGAUGAGCUCCGCAACUCCAGAGUCGUUCGCGAUGGGACUUUACCUUUACCUUUUUAAACCUGUUGGCCUGUGUGGCUUGCCUGACUGCCUACGUGGUACUAGCUAUGUACAGAUUAUUCAUUAGCCACCUCUCCCAAUGCCUUACUUUCUUCAAACAAUGUCUAACAUCAAAAGAAGAUACUCGGAGAUAUCACUUCCUUCCCUCCUUAACAGAUUAGGGCACUAAAGGCUGUUCUUCAGCCAGCAAAGAACUGAACAAGAGUUAGAGAGGGGAAAACAAACAGAGGCAGGAUUGGAAGGUCAGGGGAGUUUUUAGCAUAUGCGCCCCCGGUGUGAAAAUUUAUUUACAAUACCCUUAUACUCGUUGAGUCUGAUAAGCGCCGCCGUUGGCACGGUGUGUCUUUGGUAAAUGAGCGCACAAGGUCGAAAGUCCUUUGGUGAAACCGUAGGUAUACAUUUCAGUAAUACCUAGGUAUAUAUGUAUUUUGAUUUUCUAGCUUGAUCAAAAUUAUUUAUUAUUUCAUAGCAGGUAGAUAGUUAAGAGUUUAUGGUGCCCAGGUGCCCCACACCCCUUGUACCCCCGGGUAAAGACAGCCCUGAGGAAGGUAACCAUGUUAGAGCGUUAUCUCCUCGAAAUACAAUUUUCUUCCACAUAGAUUGCCCAUACAGGUGGGUAUACCAAUGGCACAUCUGUCUCAACUGUGGCUACCCUGUGUUGUAAACAAAAACUGCCCUUUUCCCUUAUGGGGUAUCCAAGAGCCCAUAUACAGUCCUUACAUAGGUUACCUAUUGGUAGGAGAAAAUAACAGAGGCCAACCAGAGAAUAUUGAGAAGCAAAGAAGCUAGUAAGCUUGAUCUUUAUUGAUCUGUUGCAACAGGGUGCUCCCCUCACCCGCAGGAAAGGAGGAGGAACCUAGAACAAUAGCGCACAAGGCCUUAUAAAGACUUUUGAAAUUGCCACCCUGUAGAUCAAGACCACCCCCCAGAAACAUCAUACAUACAUCACAGAAGGGGUGUAACCUAAGACCACCCCUCAGAUACAUCACACCUACAUCACAAAAAAGGCGGUCUAAAACAGAAGUUUGAAUGUUGUUUUUCUCCUGUCGUUGUUUAUUUCCUGUCUGGCAGGUUACUUGAUUGGAUUGCCUGGGGAGCCUGGCCAGUCUUUUGUAAUGAUAAAUACUUAGUUCCUGGGCCAUGUCACAGGCUCACACCCUAUUCAAACACAGACAUACCGUUAAGAUAGGAUUUGUGAAGGAAAAGACAAUGGGAGGCUUUUCCAUUUUCCUUUGACCUUGCAGAGAAAACAUUUGGUCAGUUUGGGACAGUUUGGGAAUCAAAAAUGGUUCCAGGUUGGUCUUCCUGUACAUGCUUCCUGUACGUGCCUGGUUGGUACACUUAUGAACAUUUCACAUAUAUCUAAGACCUCAAAAUUCCUAUCACACCUGUCAGCAGCUGGGUAGGUUUAAGGUCUUCAACGUCCCCAGCUACCACAUCCAUCUAUUUCCAGGGGCUAAAGGUGGCCUUUGAAAGCUUUGCUGGCUUGGCCUUAAAGGUGGGUACUUGCCUGGCUUUCUUUCUACAAACCACCAGGACUACACUUCACCGUAAACAGUAUAUCCUGUAUGUGGAACAGAAAGAUCAAACGGUGCUCACCAUAUCUGGUGGGAACCUGUUACACUGAAGAAGCAGUGGCUUGAUCCCUGUUAAUCCAAAAUGACAAAUCCUUUUUAAUCCGCACACAUUUGCUCUCUUCAUUUGGGCAAUUACAAGUGUAGAAAGUCUCUCUCCCUCUCCCCCCCUCCUUCUUUCUUUUAAUAAACUGAUUAUUAUGGAGGGAAGAUUGCGUUUAGCCACGGCCUUAAAAGGCUAUUUGUCCGCACUCUGCAGGGAUGACACUAAGCUGAAGAAAGACUAGGGAUGGCUCUCUGGCUUGCCUUUCGUUCCAGAACUUAUAGACUGCAAUCCCAAGGGAGGGUGCAGCAGCCAUGUCACAACCAGGGAUGAUGGAUGGCUUCCAGUAGGAAGGGGCUCCAUGCACAGCCAUUUGUAGGGUGGCCAGGUGACAAAAAGGGGCAUUUCAGGAGGUAUGGUUUAUCAUGCUGAAAUCCUCUCCUCUGCACAACUACUACAUAAGCCCAGCCCAAUUUUUUUCCACUAGGAUACCCUAGAUUACUGUAAUAAACAAAAAUCUGCCCCUAUUCCCUUAUGGAGGACACAAGAGCCGUUAUAGAGUCCUUUGUAGGUUCUCCAUUGGUCGGAGAAAAUAACAGAGGCCGACCAGAGAAUAUUGAGCAGCAAAGCAGCUAGUAAGCCUGAUCUUUAUUGAAACUGUUGAAACAGGGUGCUCCCCUCACAUGCAGAAAAGGAGGAGGACCCCGAACAAAGGUGUGCCUGCCUUUAUACUGUAUAGACAUUUUAAAUUCCCUGCCCUGAAGCUCAAGACCACCCCUCCAUACAUCAUACAUACAUCACAAAAAGGGGUGGAGCUCAACCACCCCUCAGAUACAUCAUACCUACAUCACAGAAAGAGUGGUCUACAACAGAAAUCUGAGUGCAUUGUUUAUCUCUUGUCUGGCAGGUUACCUGUUAAUGGUUACUUGAUUGGAUACCCUGGGGAGCCUGGUCAGUCUUUUGUAAUGACAAAUACUUAGUUCCAGAGCCAGGUCACAGGCUCACCCUAUUCAUACACAGACAUACCCUUAAGACAGGAUUUGGGAAGGAAAAGACAAUGGGGAAGCUUUUCCAUUUUCCUUUGACCUUGCUGAGAAAUAUUUGAGGUCAAUUUGGGAGGGACAAAAUGGUUUCAGGACUUUUUCUGUGGGGUUUCAGACAUGUGGUUUAUAUAUGCAGUUAUGAACCUUUUAUAUAUAUAUACAUAUACAUAUAUAUAUAUAAUAUUUUAAUUUUUUUUUAUUUUAAUACCAUGUGAGCAGCUCCAAACCAACAAUGCAUCAUUUAGGUGGUGAAAGAGAAGCACUUUCUUCCAUAGCAUUGUCCUUCAAGCUUGAGCCCCCCAGAUGCUGUUAGAUUUCUACUGUCAUGAACACAUCUGCCCCAAGUAGAGAGGGACAGCAUGAGUCAGGAAGCAGCCAGCAGAAAAGCUUGCAUUUCUCUCAGACAGCUGGGAGCAUGUCGGCUGUCUACUCCCCCUGACACUGAAAGGAAUGCAGAUAAGACGCUAGCAAAGGGCGGGAUGGAGAGAAGCCUACUCGCUCAAGAAGCAUAGGCAGGCUCGGAAAGCAGAAGGGAGAGCAUUUCCUCACCGGAAGAGGAGACAAUUAAUCCUGUGAGCCCAAGGAGUUGAUGUAUGGGGAAGGUAUUAGACAGGAAACAAUACCAGAAACGUAAGGGUCAUAGGUUCAGGAUAUUCUGCAGAAGCAGGAAGAACUCCUCAGAAGGGUCAACUGAAUCAUAAGGUACGGAAGCUCCGAUAGCACUCUGGAGGCUGAUUGUUUAUUUUGCAAUGAAUCUUCAAGCUAAUUACGACUUGCGUGCUGUGUUGUCAGGGCCUGGGCUCCUGACAUCUACUGCCAUUAUUCCUGGCUAAAACCUAUCCAUUCUGAAGGAAAUCAGCCCUGAGUGCUCACAGGAAGGACAGAUCGUGAAGCUGAGGCUCCAAUACUUUGGCCACCUCAUGAGAAGAGAAGACUCCCUGGAAAAGACCCUGAUGUUGGGGAAAGAUGGAGGGCACAAGGAGAAGGGGACAACAGAGGACGAGAUGGUUGGACAGUGUUCUCGAAGCUAGCAGCAUGAGUUUGACUAAACAACAAUGUGUGAUGAAGAAGUCAUCAUGAAGAAGGCCAGAAGAUCACACACACACACACACACACACACACACACACACACACCCCAAACCAGGCCAGGUACAAAGGAGAGGGGAAAUGUACAUUUUGAAGUUGUAUAGAACAGUGUGAUCUUCAAUCCCCAUAUGUUGCUGGACUUCAACAGCCCCAACUGGCUUUGUUGUUGUUGUUGUUGUUGUUGUUGUUGUUGUUGUUGUUAUUGUUGUUUAGUCGUUUAGUCGUGUCCGACUCUUCGUGACCCCAUGGACCAGAGCACGCCAGGCACUCCUGUCUUCCACUGCCUCCAGCAGUUUGGUCAAACUCAUGCUGGUAGCUUCGAGAACACUAUCCAACCAUCUCAUCCUCUGUCGUCCCCUUCUCCUUGUGCCCUCCAUCUUUCCCAACAUCAAGGUCUUUUCCAGGGAGUCUUCUCUUCUCAUGAGGUGGCCAAAGUAUUGGAGCCUCAGCUUCACGAUCUGUCCUUCCAGUGAGCACUCAGGGCUGAUUUCCUUCAGAAUGGAUAGGUUUGAUCUUCUUGCAGUCCAUAUACAUAAACACACAUAAACACCUCUGAUUGGAGGUAUAUGCACCGCAUCUGUCCACACAUCACCAUGGGAAAACAGAGCUCUUGGAUGCUCGAUAUAUGUGUGUGAUCUGAGGACCAGAUGUCCCAGAGAGAUGAGAUCCGCUGGAUCAAAGAUGUUGCAUGGAAAGCAAGUUUAGAGAAAGCCAUUUUUGCACAUAUGUCCUCAUGGAUUUGUACCAGGGAGUACUUCACAGAUGCAUUAAUAUUAUCUUUUAAAAAGUUUGCCACACUCUGCAAUGAUGUCUGGUUUUUCAGGAUAGUCGCAUUUUUGCCAGCAAUUAAGCCGCAGCUUGUCAUUGCUGACAAGUGGACUGGCAUUGCCAACUAGCUUUGUCAUGAGUGAAUGGCUGUUGUUUAUUUUUAACCUAGCCAGUUUAAUUCAGCCCCCUCCCUCAAUCCUCGACACUGUAAUUUGUGGAUCACAUUAGUUCCCUUCAGCCGGAGGCAUUGACUUUAUCGGAGUCCUCCUAAAUGGAAAUAAAUGUGAAUGAUUUAUGCGGCCGUUCCAGCAGAGGCCCUGCUCAAUUGAGUUGAUACAAUACACAAUAACACGACUACAAAUUGCUCCUGGUAUUUGCUGAAGGAGGCUGCUGUUUUCCCCCCUCCCCUCUCUCUGUAUUAAUGUCUCCUGUUGUUUAGAAAUGUGUGAUAUUAAUGGAACUUUUCCAUAUGCUGCUGUUUCGCUGCAAUUUGCCCUUUUUUGGGUGGGAGAGAGAGGGCAUCUUCGUAGCAAUUUACAGCAGGCAAAGAAUCACACAAUCAGUGUUUUCAUAGAGUUGGAAGGGACCCUGAGGGUCAUUUAGUCCAACCCCUGACAAUGCAGGGAUCUUUUGCCCAAUGUGGGGCUCAAACCCACAACCCUGAGAUCAAGAGUCGCAUGCUCUAAUAUAAUAAUAAUAAUUUAUUAUUUCUGCGCUCCCUUCAGAUGUGAAGGAAAUAAGCAGCUACCUGACUUUAAGGAGACAUCUGAAGGCAGCUCUGUUUAGGAAAGUUUUUUAAUGUUUGAUGUUUUAUUGCUUUAUUAUUAUUAUUAUUAUUAUUCUGUUGGGAGUCGCCCAGCAAGGCUGGAGAGGCCCAGCCAGAUGGGCGGAGUAUGACUAUUAAAUAAUUAUUUAAAAUGUUCCUACCUUGUUUUGUUGGGACGCGGGCGGCGCUGUGGGUAAAACCUCAGCGCCUAGGACUUGCCGAUCGCAUGGUCGGCGGUUCGAAUCCCCGCGGCGGGGUGCACUCCCGUCGUUCUGUCCCAGCGCCUGCCAACCUAGAAGUUCGAAAGCACCUCCGGGUGCAAGUAGAUAAAUAGGGACCGCUUACCAGCGGGAAGGUAAACGGCGUUCCGUGUGCUGCGCUGGCUCGCCAGAUGCAGCUUGUCACGCUGGCCACGUGACCCAGAAGUGUCUGCGGACAGCGCUGGCUCCCGGCCUAUAGAGUGAGAUGAGCGCACAACCCUAGAGUCUGGCAAGACUGGCCCGAACGGGCAGGGGUACCUUUACCUUUACCUUUACCUUUACCUUGUUUUGUUAGUAAUAACACAGUUUGCCUAACUGUAGGGUCCUGGUUGCUCGGCAGCGCACUCUGGAGUCACAUUUUAAUAACGUAUUAUUAUCAUUCCUUAAUGCUUUCUUAACGUUAUAAACCAUGAGUGUAGAUCCGUCCCUAGUUUUCAGAAACAUUGCUGCCUCCGAUGAUGGAGGUAGACUAUAGACAUUAUGACUAGUACAAUGGUACCUCGAUUUUUGAACAGCUUAGUUCCCAAACAACUUGGAACUCAAAUGCUGCAAAGCUGGAAGUCAGUGUUCAGGUUUGUGAACUUUGCUUCGGAAGCCAAAUGUGCUCCCAAGCUUCUGUUUUCACUGUUGCACUGCUAAUCUGCAUCCCCCCCCCCCCAUUGUAAUCAAGGCUUUCCAUUUUUGACUGCAGUGUUCUGAGGUGAUAUUUGGAGCUUAUAUUUGGUGCUUUUGUUUUUGCUAUUUUUUUUGCAUUUUUGUUUGUGUGGCUGUUUCGGUUUUGUGACUGUGGCUUGUUCUUCAUUUUAUGAUUGAUUGAUUGAUUGAUUGAUUCUGUGACUGUGGAAAUGGAUAAAAGCCCCCCAUCCAAACAAUGACUAUCAUCAGUGCAGGUAAGGAAAAAAUAAUACUUUUAAUUUUUAUCAUCUACAAUACUGUCUUCUUUAUUUUAUAGUUCAGUAUAUUGUUUAUUGCUUUCAUUUUAUGGCUCAAUGGUCUCGUUAGAUAGUAAAACUCAUGUUAAAUUGCUGUUUUAGGGGUUGUUUUUAAAAGUCUGGAACGGAUUAAUCUGUUUUGCAUUACUUUCUAUGGGAAAGCGCGCCUUGGUUUUGGAACGCUUUGGUUUUGGAACAGAGUUCUGGAACGGAUUAAGUUUGAGAACCAAGGUAGCCUUAUUUGACAGCCUUAUUUCAUAAGCACUGGAGGAACUUGAUAGGUUAACCAUCUAAUGUUGGACAUUUUCUGCACAGUCCAAAACCCUAUAUGUGCCAAGGGAAAUGCUCUGCCUGGUACACUGUGAUUCCACUUGUGGGAUGGGCAUUGAUUCUUCUGUACACACGGAGUUCUGCAGUGUGCACCAGAGCCAUUAGAUUUUGGGCUGUGCCUAUGGAGCCCUUCAACACCUUCUCCUAGCUUGUAGUGCUAUCAAUUUCUCCAUUUUGGGAUGGAUGUAGAAUAAUGGUCAGCAUUUUCUUGAGACUAAGAAUGAAGAUGCGCUAGUAUUGAAGGCUGGUGGGCCAUUUGAAACUUGUGGACCUUUCCUUCCCAACCCCACUUUGAGAUACAGUGGUACCUCUGGUUGUGAACGGGAUCUGUUCUGGAGGCCCGUUCGCAACAUGAAAAGAGCGCAACCUGCAGCGGCGCACCUGCGCACACGCUGGUUGCGAUUUGCGGCUUCUGUGCAUGCACGUGAUGUCAUUUUGCACUUCUGCGCAUGUGCGAGUGGUGAAACCCGGAAGUAACCCUUUCCGGUACUUCUGGGUCGCCGCGGGACGUAACCUGAAAGAACGUAACAUGAUGCGGACGUAACGUGACGUAUGACUGUAUCUCCCAAGAGCCAUGGGGCUUGCGGAAAUGGGUACUGCCACCCUGGAAAAAAAGACCAAGAUGCAUGUGUUUCAAUAUUUAGCGAGGCCUACAAAGAUGGAGAUUGCACACUUCCUGCCCACAGGUUGACGAUCUAUAAUAGACCUUAUACAAAGAGGGUUGGGGAAGCAACACAGAAACAGUUCAAUUCAGGAACACAGAAACACUCAAAUUCAGGGCCAAACAUGCACUUUUGGGUCCAAAUGGCACCCCAACAUUUCUCAGGAUUAGCACAGCGAGGGGGCAGGAGAGUUUAACCCUUUCCUCCUUUGCUCUGAUUCCUGGCGAAUAUCAUUCCUCUGAAGCUGUAGUGUAUAUUGAGAGGUUUAGCUUUUUCUUUCUCUUUGUUUAUCCCUAGUCUAAAUUUUCACCAUAACCUCCUGUUUGUUCAGGCCUGGGGGGAAAUAGCAGUGGGGAUGGGGUAUUUAGACAGACUAGAAUGGCACAGUCCUCACUAUAAUUUUCCUGGUUAAAUGAACACCCCUGCCACCCCGAUAGAAUAAAAAAAGCAGGAGCUUAAUUGUUCUUGUGGUGUAGAUCUCAGACUGUAGGUAAGGGAGUCUUAAUCUUUCACAAUAAGUAAUUAAUAAUAUUAUUAAAAGAUUUCCCUGCACAUAGAAAAGCAGCACAUCAGGAAUAUGAGUUCUUUCCCCCGUUCUGCCUUACAUGCUAGUUUUCUUAGGUGUGAGCAUGCUUGCGGAAGGGAGCAUUUGAUCCUGCACUCCUUUGUCUGCCAUUUGAAAUGGAGCAGUUGAUACACAAAUUUACUGCAUUACGUGCCAUUUACGAGAACAUGUAUCCCUUAUCAAUCCAUCUGGCAAGGAUAUCUUGCUUCCAUAUUAAACUGGGACCCUAUACCCCACUUGCCUGGUGUCAACCUCGUUAAACUCAACAGCACCUGCGUCAGAGUAGACACAGAUAGGAUUGCAAUGUUAAUUAAGCUCCAAAUAUUUUGAACUGGCUGUGCAUUCUGAUCUUGGCAGGUUUUGUGUUGUUGUUUUUUAAAAAAAUCCUAUUAUUUCCUAUAAGUGCAAUUUCAGGAAUAUCUGCUGCCUAUCACAUCACAGCUUUGCAUAAAGAGGAACUGCGAACUGCUGGGGAGCCUUCUGAAAUCUUCGUUAAAUGGGUCACCCCACAGCAGACAACACAAACAAUCUUAACAGCUUCCCAGAAAAGAGACUCAGGGGUGGAAUAGGCUUUGCCUGACACUGAUGCACAUUCCUUCUGCCUUCUGAAAGCAACAGUGGAUGCUUGCUGCUUAAGCAUUACAAUCUUUGCAGCUAAUUUAUUUUAUUUUCUACUUUAAAAAGAGAGAGAGAGAAAAGGUUUUUUUCAAGGCCUGGAGAUCUAGGUCACAGAGUGUGUGCAAAUUAAUGCAUCUCAGCUGUAUGAAUAUGUGAAUGCGCUGCAUCCGUCUUAGGGCUGUGAUAAAUAUUCAGAAAUAUGUUUCAGCGAUCUGAGACAGAACUUUAACGGUGCAUAGCCUUUUUUAUUCACACGGUGAAGGGUAUUGCAAAACCCAACAUUCCAGAGUUGUGAUGGCUGUGUUGAUUUGGCCCAUCAACUAGCUUGAAGAAUACAUAGUCGAUUCAUCAUCUGCCUUCUGAACCAAUUUGAUUUAUUCAUCCCGUUCAAAUGGGCAUAUUGCAAAUCAUCAACAUUAGGCACCUUUUUGAGGGUUAAUCGGGAUACAUGAGGCAGGGGGAGCUGAGCCAGCAGGGUUAACAGCUGCUGCAGGAAUCGAGAGAAGCAUUGGCUGGCUUCACUGUUUUUCUCACAUUGUGAUUUUUGCAUAGCACACACACAAAUGCCACAAUUCACAGUAUAUUGUCAGGUCACAAAUUAUGAAACCGAUAUCAAACCAGUUUUGCAUGAUAUAUUCCCCAGCCCGUGUGUGUGUGAUAUUUGAACAUGAAUUGCAUUAACACAAUUAACAUAUAUUUGUCUUGUGGUAGCUUUUCUUGCAUAGCCCCAUAUGUUUACUUGUAACAGAUACGGAAGACGCCUGCUCACCAAAUUCAGAAGUGGAAAACAAACAUUCUCUCUCCUUCUUUUCUAUUGAUUUCAUCACAGUUAACAUGGAAUCUCACCUCCUUUAGAGAUUACAUUACAGUUGUCUGGGAAAUCUCUGAACUGGUCUUGUCUGCACAUUGAUCAUCUGCUUGGUUUCAACAGGGAACAAUUUAUUGCUUGUAUUUUUAGUCCUACCCACCCCCUUUCCACACCUGACAGCCAGCAGUAUUCGCUGGCAUCCAGUGGAGCUUCAUUAAGAGUUUAAUACACUAUCAGACUCGUUCACAUUUAUCUAGUUUAUUAUCCCUGUUGUCAUUUUGAUUUUUACCAAGUGGUGGCCAGACCGUGCGUGUGCAAAGGGCGUUUAAAAAUAGAGUAAAUUGCGUACAUAGCCUUGGAGCCACACAGGGCUUGAUUUAGGUCUAUAAAUAAAUCCGUUGCCUCUGGCAAGUAAGAAGAAACUUCAGGCAACUUCUUUCUGGCGUUGUUUUAAUGUGUUUUUAUUACGUUGCAUUGCAUUGCACAUGUUGAGGGGUGGCAUCCUCAUCCUCUCUCUGGUGCAAAUGCAACUUGAAACACAGCAGGGGAAAAUGAACUUGCUGCUCUGAGCCUUUUCCUCCUGGGAGUUUGGUCAGGAAGGUGGGUUGUGCCUUUCUGACGCCAUAUUUUGUGCUUUGCACCUUGAUCACAGCCACAUAGAUUUCUAGAACCUCUGUAUAAUCCUCUGUGCCAAGUUCUUGAUGAGUCAUGGAUCCCCCCAAUGAGUCACCUGCCUUCAUCAUUAAAGCUGCAUGGAGUAAUCAGGGUGAUUAAACUGUGAUAUAUCAUCUCCCCACACUUUAUGAUCUCACAGGGCUGGUUUACAGAAUGCGGUUGUGUUUAUUCUCAUUUACAUUGGCCUCUGAGGAGAAUUUGGCUCCAAACAGUUAAAACUGUGAAGACAUUGCUGCUGUUUCUCUGAGUGAUGUAGGGAAUAUGUACCGUAUUUUUCGCUCUAUAAGAUGCACCAGACCAUAAGACGCACCUAGCUUUUGGAGGAAGAAAACAAGAAAAAAAAAUAUUCUGAAUCUCAGAAGCCAGAACAAAAAGAGGGAUUGCUGCACAGCGAAAGCAGCAAUCCCUCUUGCUGUUCUGCCUUCUGGGAUAGCUGCGCAGCCUGCAUUCACUCCAUAAGAUGCACACACAUUUCCCCUUACUUUCUAGGAGGGAAAAAGUGAGUCUUAUAGAGCAAAAAAUACGGUAUAUUAGAAAGGAGGGGAUGGGAGAGAGAGAAUUGCAUUCUGCUUUCCCUUUUUGCAGAACACACCAAAGUUGGACUGUGCACCAACGCAUUUCACUCCAACCGAUAUAAAACACGACAGCAGCUCAGUGUCCUUAUGCCCUUUACCUUAAGCUUCCUCUGAAAUAGCAUGGUGUUUUAUUGUGGCUGAUGAGGUUUGGGAGCAAAGUGUUCCAUGUCUUGCCCUCUGGCACAAGGGGCUGUCAAACCCCUUUUUACCAAGGUCCUCUCUGUGCCAAAAUUAUACUGUAGAGUGCACCUUGGCUCACCUUUAACUAAGAACUGGAAAGACAAUAUAACCCAAAGGAUAAACUGGAAUGUUUUGGCUGCCAGUCUUCUGAACUGGUGAACUGUUGGAUUCAAGAGCUGAAACUUGGCAAUUUUGAGCUGUCAGAGUUGUCACAUCCACCAGUCCAUUUGCAGAUUCCCUUGGUGCCCAAACACAACCCUGUUGUGUAUCUAAACUAGUGAUCUGACACAUGUCAUGUACAGCUGGAAUGUCACGCAUGCCUUGUCACUCAACUCUGGCCAAAGGACAGAAUUGUAAGAGUGGUCAAGAAAGGUCCCUUUACUCCAAUAGGUCAGAACUUGUCAGGUGGUGCCCCUUGGGGAGGGGGGGAAGCAACACAUUUGCUAACCUGAAGAACUAGAAUGUACAGUGGUACCUCAGGUUAAGUACUUAAUUCGUUCCUGAGGUCCGUACUUAACCUGAAACUGUUCUUAACCUGAAGCACCACUUUAGCUAAUGGGGCCUCCCACUGCUGUCACGCCGCCGGAGCACGAUUUCUGUUCUCAUCCUGAAGCAAAGUUCUUAACCUGAAGCACUGUUUCUGGGUUAGCGGAGUCUGUAACCUGAAGCGUAUGUAACCUGAGGUACCACUGUACAUAAUUUUGAGUGAGGGAGCCCUCUGCGGAAGCAUAGAGUCCCAAUGAUAUCCUAUCAUGGUGACUUCCGCUUUUGCUCUCCAACUUUGAAAUACAGUGGUACCUCUGGUUAUGAACUUAAUUCAUUCCGGAGAUCCAUUCUUAACCUGAAACCGUUCUUAACCUGAGGUACCGCUUUAGCUAAUGGGGCCUCCCGCUGCCGCCAUGACGCCGGCACGUGAUUUCUGUUCUCAUCCUGAGGUAAAGUUCUUAACCCGAGGUACUGCUUCUGGGUUAGCGGAGCCUGUAACCUGAAGUGCAUAUAGCCCGAGGUACCACUGUAGUUGGCUGUAUUUAUAAAACAAAAUAAAAUGAGAGAAAUUGUUUUUCACUUCAAUGACUGCACACACAGAGAGAAAGAGAGACACUGCCCUUUAUUUUAUGCUAUUUACAAAGCUGGACAACCCAUCCACAUCAUGAGUGAACAGAAAGGAAGACUGUUAACUAAAUUAGUAUUCAGUUAGCUGCCUAGUCUGCCAUUGAUUUUGAAUGUGGGAAAUAGCCAAGACUUGACAUGCAGGGGAAAUAUGUGCUGUGAUUCCCCCUCUCCACAGGAGACUGGCUCUUAUUGACUGCCUUGGCCUUUCUCCCCCUCUGAAACCCCCUGCCUCAGGGCCGACUCUACCAUUAGGCAGUGUAUGGCAAUUGCCUCAGGUGGCAGAUGCUGAGGAGCAGCCCCUCUAGCCAUUCCUCCAGAGUUUCCCCAAGCUGCAUUUGGCACUGGCACAUGCCCAUUGUACAGUCCCUAAAUUAGCUAACUUCCCUCAAGUGCAGGGAAGACAUUCUGUUGCCAACCCAGCCAGCAUCUGUUCAUGAAUUGGGGGCAGGCGCCAUUUUGUCCUUCCCCUCAGGCAGCCAUAGGUCUUAGGCUGGCCCUGCGCACCACAAACAUGGAACAACUCAUGGUAUAUCUUUCCCAGACCUCCAGACGAUUAUCCUCCCUUAGUCUGGUUUGAAAUCUAUUUUGGUUUGGGGUUUGUGUGUUUAAUAACACAGGAACCUGACAUGAAUCGACAAUGAGCCUUAAUUGAGACAAUAACUUACAAGUGAGCAUACGAAAAGUGGUGCCAAAUAAAUAAAGCUGCAGAUUUUUGUGAGGUGUUUUUCAGUGUUUGGGGAAGUGGGAUUUCAAUGUUUGAUUGGAAUCGAAAGAGGAACGGCCUCCUUAAUGUCACCUUGUCAGGGGAGAACAAGAUAAUCACAGCUCAAACUGCAGGGGACUCUCACAGGCGCCCUUCAGAUGAGGCGACGGUUAAUAAUUAUGUGAAAGAAUUCAAGUGGCCCUGCCUUUUUGUGACUCCCAUCAUGGUUAUGCCACUGGUGGGAAAAUAACAGAAGAGCGAGGACCAAAAAGCUUUGAUAAUAGGGAUGAACGAGGGGUUGGUCUCUGCCUCUGCUUAGCUUUUCCCACCCUUAGCUGGUUCCCUGUUUUACGGCCUGUAUUUGCUGUGCUUUGGAAUUAUGCUGGGAUUCAAAGCAGUUCAACAAUCUAAUCGUACCCCUCCGAGAUGGGCUGGUUCAUGGCACUGAAACACUCUGCAGAAAGGCCACUUUCACACCAUAUAUUUAAGUCCCUGAGGUAAAACAGUCAUGGCUUCCUCCCGAGAAUUCUAGGUUGCUGUUGUUUGUUAAAGGUACCGAGAGUACAUACCCCGCAAAUGUCCCGGAAAAACUGGGGUAUCCCAUUGUUUUAUUGAGAUAGAAGGGAGGCCAUUUUGGUUGCUGUGAUCUCAUGCUGUGAUUUCCCCCUGGAAAAAGCACUUUUUGCCGGGGCCGCAAUCUUGUGUAGUGCUCCAAAACGUGAAAACCGUGGGGGAGAAACUGUGGUGUGAAUUCAUGUGAGAUCAGGGCAACCAAAAUGGCUCCUGUGCUCUCGCGACAAAAAAUAAAUAAAUGGGGAGAUGGCACCUGGGAAGAUAGCGUCAUGGAUUUUGGCUUCAAAGUGUUGGAGGGUUGCCAUCUAAGAGAUUAGAGUGUGCUUCAACAUGCUUAGCCAUGUAUCAGUUCUGCUACUUCAAAAAUGAAAAUCUAGCUCAUCCUUUGCGCAUUAUUACAAAUCUUGGCAGGUAUUUGUCUUACUCUGAUCUGAGUUAAUGGAGAGAUAGAUUCUGGUUGUGAAAGUUGUAUUUUUGCAUCUUGUAUGAAGAAUCUUGCCUAGGUUACUUCCUUUCCCCCCCCUUUUUCAGCAGACAGAGUAGCUUUAUGGCAUUAUGUAACUCCGUAUUUGCUCUCCAUUAUGCCUUCAGACUGGCACUGCAGUCUCUUUAAUCAUUAACAAGUUGAGAGUCAGCUCUGGCAAACAUCUGCAGAUGAGUGCAUGGGCGGCUUAACUUAACAUCGGAAUGAAAAACAAGCAGCGUGGAGCUCCCUUUUAAGUUGAUAGGACCUUCUGACUUUCUUUCCGCUGGAGAUGAUCUAUUUUUGGAAAUGAUAGGUGAGCCAAUGUAAGAAAAUCUGAGCUCUAGCUUUAAUUGAGCCUUGGUUUUCCCCAUUUUCUCGUGUUAGUCGGUUCUUGUUAGCACAGGAUCCAGUUGGUUCUGGAGGCUAUCCUUUUGUAUACUCAGAAAUGGCUAUAUCAUAGAAUCAUAGAAUUGGAAGGGGCCACAAGGUUCAUCUAAUCCAGCCCUCUGCAAGGCCAAUGUGGGGCUUGAACCCACAACCCUGAGAUUAAGGGGUCUCAUGCUCUACCAGUUGAGCUAUCUGUAUGAUUCAGCUGCCAGUAUGUCAGAGUCACAGUUGUCAGGUUGGUCAGUUAUGAGAUCUGACUCCGUUGGUCGAGUCCAAAAGUCCAGUUUUUAAUUAUAAGAAAGGAUGCAUUUUGUCUUGCAUUCUGAAAGCAAAUUACUGGUACUUGCUGCACAAGGUCACAAGGUGAUUUCUGCUUUACACCCAGAAAGCUGUGUAAGGAACUCUGGCACUGUGAUAAAAGCAUUAACACGACUGUGGUAGCAUCUAUAAAGGAGGUAAAGAGACCCCUGAAUGUUAAGUCCAGUCGCAGACGACUCUGAGGUUGUGGCGCUCAUCUCGCUUUACUGGCCGAGGGAGCCGGCGUUUGUCCGCAGACAGCUUCCGAGUCAUGUGGCCAGCAUGACUAAGCCGCUUCUGGCAAACCAGAGCAGUGCACGAAAACGCCAUUUACCUCCCCGCCGGAGCGGUACCUAUUUAUCUACUUGCACUUUGACGUGCUUUCAAACUGCUAGGUUGGCAGGAGCAGGGACCGAACGACAGGAAAUUCAUUCUGCAAACCAGGGCUUAUUUUCAGCCGCAACUCACCAAAAUUCAGCUCUGGCACCUCUCAGGUGAGCCCCAUUGCCAUUCUAAGAGAACAAGGGAGCAGUGGCAGAGGAAGGGGUGUGCGGGGUGUGUGUGUGCAGUCCACUCUGGGUGUCAUCAAUGAAGGGGGGUGACAAAAUGACCUUUUUUGGGGGGGGGGGAAAUGGGCUCACGAAAUUUUUGAGGAGUGACAUGGUGGCUUAGGUGCCUGCAGGUUCUGUGCUGCUUGAAACUGCAGCGUGGGACUUGCGUCUGCCUACUACCUCUCCCUCAGCCACCCUACAGCUGAGGGGGAGGCGGUGGAGAGGCUUCAAGUGUCGGAGAGACUCCCCCCCCCCCCAUGGCACAGAUCACCCCACCUCCAUUGGUGCAGAUCGCCCGCCCCCAGCUACAGGGCAUGCCCCCCACACCAGGCACCCGAGCGGCUAGCUACGCUGCUGCAAGGGAGGUGUUCAUGGUGAGUUCCUGCACCUCCUUUUGUAGAAAAAGAGCACUGCUGCCAGCAUCCCUUGAACACAACCAAAUGUCAUUCAAGCUUCCCAUCUUAUAGAAGAGAUGCUGUCAGUUUUCUCUGCCCUUGUUUUAUGCCUAGAGCCAGGAUUCUUUGAACAACAACAACAACAACAACAACAACAACAACAACAACAACUUAUUAUUUGUACCCCGCUGUCAGGGAACUGCCAUCAGCUCAGAGGUGAGAGGUGGAAGGGCAGUUGGAUUACAGAGAGCCUCCAAAGAUCGUGGGAAGCAGCACUUCCUCAGCGGAGGAGGGAAGUCCCGCCUCUAGUCAGGAAGGGAUGCCGGGCUUGGAGGAUGCAAGAAAGAGCCAAGACACUGUGCCUGAGCAAAGCGGGGAGGAGGGAGGUGCCCCUUUACCCAAGCCUUCCCUGUGCAGUAGGUUUUCGCCUAGAGAGGGGAGGCGUCGGCUGGGGGUCAUGAGACUACUCUGCUGGGGAAAGUUUAAGGACCGCCCACUCUCAGAUUCUGCUAGUGACUGAGGAAGACAUGGAAUAGAGGCGUUCUGCAUUGUAAAUGUUUUUGCACCAAUAAUAAAGCCUUUGAAAAGACCAGUCAGGGAUCUUGCCGGUUCGCUCUCGAGCAACCACACCGAUAGGCAUAACACCCGCCCAUCUGGCUGGGUUUCCCCAGCCACUCUGGGCGGCUUCCAACAAAACAUUAAAAUGCAGUAAUGCAUCAAACAUUAAAAGUUUCCCUAAACAGGGCUGCCUUCAGAUGUCAGCUAAACGUUGGCAAAGUCCUUCUGGCUGGGCAGGACGGGGCAAGCACAGAAGCCCUAGGCUUCACAGAAGAUUAAUCUAUCUUGUACACUUAGUGCUGAAUGAUGGCUUAGUGUUACAGUACAUGCAAAGUGUCUUUGAGCCAUGGGCCACUAAAUAUUGUGUGUGUGUGCGCGCAUGUGUAUUCUGCUCUUUUUACAGUUGCCAAGAAAAGGGUUGCCAGCUCUGCCUCCUUUUUACGCUGGCCCUGCUCCCAUGCCUUUAAUUGUAGCCUGGCACAGAGGCAUUAAGCAGGUGUCACUUUCCCUUCUCUUAAUCUCCUUGCCAGGAAAAGCUCUGCCUGCUAAAUUCCUGCAUGCUGGGCUAUAAUUAAAAGCAGAGGAGACAACACCAUCACCAAAGUUGGCAGUCCUAUCCAUGAAGCACACCUUAACGAUCUUUGCGUGGUGAGUUCCCGCCUCCCCCCAGUAGGAAUAAAGACACAGGACACCAUUAUUUAAGGUUAAUGGGCUAAAAUUGGCCACAACUUUAUUGGUUACAGGUAAGAGCAGUAUUGGCUUAGGCAUUGGUCCUAUCAGACUAUCCGGCUUCAGCCUGUUUGCUUGAAAACCGGGAAGGGUUAACACCAGCAGGGGGAGCCCUGCUGAUGCACAUCAACUAGGUACUCCCCUGGGGUCAUCGAUCGGGGCCGUGCUUUAGGCCCUGGCCUCCAUAGGCUUCGGACGAUGCAACGCCCCCUGGAAUCCCUUACCGGACUACCCUUCAAUAUUUGGGGGAGGUGAUGGCGCUCCCCCCCCAACACAUCUACAUAACAAUAGCCCUACCAAUGCCUAACUGCCAAAACCAAGGAGUUGUGACGAUUUGCUACGAGGUAGGCAAAAAAUCAAAUGGCCAGUGCCAAUUCGCCAAGUGGAAAAAAAUCCUACCAGGCCCCUCAACGGCGACCAACCUAGGUCCAUAGCAAGGUCAGAAGGGAAACCUUAAAGGGCAGGUGGGUGGGAAACCACAACAGCUGCGUGAACCGAAGAGGGAGAUCCCGGGUCCGCGCCUGCCUUAAAUGAGGCAAGCCACACCCCCUGAGCCAGCCAAUUGGCUGGCUCAGGGGAUGACGCGGCCCGAGGAUUCCCCUGAUCGUGAGGGGCUGGAAACCAGCCUCCGCGUGCGUGUUGGGGGCACGAGCCCGCAAUCCCACCUCCUCCUGAUGUCGGAAGUGGCUUUGCAUGGCUGUGCUUGUACAGGAAUCUGAUUGCUUCCUGUCUCUCAUUUCUACCCCCUUGAUUUGUUUGAUUGAGUGGAACUCGGCGAAACGAAGUGAGAGCACUUGUUUUAGCCUUGCCGCGCUACCUGUAAAUGCUGCGGUAAUGCCAUUAUUUCUGCUCUCCCAAAUUCUCUACAGCGAGAGCUUGUAAACAUGCAGCGUAAAGGAGGCUACAUGCUGGCAGUGAGCUGGGAUUAAUUUAUCAGAAGGCACAGAGAAAUGGAUCUCUGAAAUGAACAUGCAGAUGGAUGCAGUAGACUGUUUUAAUUUGUUGAAGUUCUUAUUUAUACUUUUCAUGUUUAUACUUUUCAUUAAUUUUGCAAUCAUUUUAACGUUUCAAAGUUUGACUUCCUUCCCUUCCCCCUCUUUCUGCAGUUCCUUAAAUUUAUUUUUUCAUAUUUUCUGCAUAUCCAAAUUCAUUUCAUUUACUCACUUAAUUAUCUAUUUUAAAUAUAUACUCUUAUGAAACGGCACGUUAUUACAAUAAUCCUGCCAAUGUUUUUAUCUGUUCUCAAUUUAUCUGCAAAAAUUCAAUAAACCAUUUCCAUUCUUUUAUAAAAAGUUUCUUGCCUUGAUUUCUUCCGGUAAGUUUUGCCAUUUCUGCAUAUUCCAUAAGUUUUUUUAUCCAUUCUUUCUUUGCUGGGACUUCUGCUUAUCUCCAUUUUGAGGCGAGUAGCGUUCUUGCCGCUGCAGCAGCAUACAUAAAUAAAUUUCUAUACAAUUUAGGUAGUUCUGUCCCUAUAAUACCCAAAAGGAAAGCUUCUGGUUUUGGUUUUUUCCAAUGGUUAUUUUUAACCAGGCCUUUGGUUGAUCUGAUUUACGUCCUAUGCCCUUUAAAAAUGUGUUUUGUUUUGGGAGGCUAUUGGGUUGUUGUUUUUAUUUUUAUAAGGUAUUUUGUGGUUUUAUAGCUUGAUUUUAUUCUGUGAACCGCCCUGAGACCCCUGGGUAUAGGGCGGUACAUGAAUUCAACAAAUAAUAAUAAUAAUAAUAUUGGCCCUACCACCCAAAAUCAUCGGAUGAGUAGUAGCAGGCUAAAAAGCACAUCGACCAGGGCUCCUGAAGGUGGAUGCUUCUUGAAGCCGUUAUUCCUGAUCGCUGUUCCGCUCCUUUGCACUUGGGGGCACGCAACCUUCCUUCUGAUGCCGAGGGAUGGUUUAUGGGAGUUGUAACUUGAAUUGCAGGAUGAAAUUGCGCUGUCAAAGUUCAGGAGAAACCAGCUGCUUCACGCCUAGCUAUGCAGAACCCAAAAUGCUCAGGCAGUUAGGGAGAAUUCCCCUAACUAUCGUUGCUGAAAGCUUAUUGCUUGAGCUGAUUACUAGUGGAGAAAGGUGCAGAUAUGAAUGAUUAGUGCUGGUUCUCAAGAGACAAUGCAAUAAUGGAGGGUUUAAGGUAGCUGUGGGUUUAUCGCACCAGUUAGUUAUGAAACAUGAAGUGGGUGGGUAUGGGGUGGGCAUUGCACGUAAUUCAUCUGGUCCUUUGCACAAUUGCAAACUAUUGAUUACAAUACCCUUUAAGUGGCAGAUACCAAAAGAGUAGCCCUGUUAGUCUUUUACAGCAAAAACAAAGAAUCAGUGGCCUUCCACUCCCAUCAGCCCCAGACAACAGGGCUAAUCUAAGUUCAAAAUGGGGUCUGAGCUGCAAAGCUCAGACAUUCACAUGUGGUCAACUUGGAGGCAUGAUGAAGAAAGAGAGAGAUACUUGGGCAGGAAGGAAGUAUGUUGUGUUACAUCUUCCUGCCAAGGCAGAUGAGUUCUUUCUAGCAAAUUUUGUAGGAAAGCUUUGUGAACCUCAGCCCCUUCAUGUGCCUAUCUGGCCAAACAUGAAUGGCUGGUUUUGCCGCAAUAAUGUCCCACAACAAUAGCAAAAAUGGCUGAAUUCUAGACUAAAACCCUAUGCUCACUUACCUGGGAGUAAGCUUCCUUGAACCCAAUAGAGCAGGCGGUAUUCAAGAUGGUACCCUCCAGAUCUCACUCACUGGAUCAUCACCUUGUCAUAGUGAGUAGGCUUGCAUCUUCCUAUGACCCUUGUGAGCGAAGCCGUCGGGAGUCUCGUACUCCCAGCAGGGUCACCCAAGGCGGUAAGGUCAAAGGAGAGGAGCUAGACAAAGAAUGAACCAAGAAGUCCUCAAUGGCAGAGCAGGUGGAAGAUAGCAAGCGGUAUGUUGCAAUGGCUGUGAAGGCGGAUGAAGGCUGCAGCAGAUAAGAAUCUACUGGUCGUCGUGAUGGCUCAUGCCAUCGGAAUAGCGCCUUACUGUGAAGACUGUGCGUUGGUCAGUGUGCCCUGAUCUAUACACAUAAAACAAAUUCACGCACAGGCGUCUUCCCAAAAAACCAUCCCAAACCCCAAAAAGUCCCAUGGCGAUUGGCAAAUGGUAACAAGGGCAGGGCCGUGAAACCUGGAAGCCCCUAGCACACGGGUGGUGGAUAGAGAUUCAGUCGUUCUGACUCAAGGAAUGAGACAGUUGAGCAGCUCGGCAGCUGUAUCCAUGACUGAGUAGUCCUACUUAGGAUCUACUCUGCUCACCCUGAAAAGGGGGAAGGUCUAGGAAAGGUGCCCUAAGAGGAAGACAUGCUUGGCAAACCCUCACCAUGAUCAACUCUCACCCGGAAACCUAUGUCCCCACUGUGGAAGGACGUGUGGAUCCAGAAUUGGCCUCCACAGUCACUUAUGGACUCACUGUUAAGACCAGGAUUAUGGAAGACAAUCUUACUCGGCUGCAAGUGAUCGCCAAAGAAGAAGAAGGCCCUCCAGAUGUUGUUUGACUCCCACUAUCUCCACCCAGCAUGACCAUUGGUUGGGGUAAUUGGGUCUGUAAUCCAACAGUGUUUGGAAGGCACCAAACUGGCAUGCUGCUGCAACAGGGCUUAGUUCUGUGUAGAUAUGUAGGACUGCAUUUCAGGGUACCAAGUGCUUUUUAACACCAUCACUUGCGAGUAGGUCCUCUGUUGUCAUAUGCCAAACAUGUGCAGCUCCCCAAAUGCGUAGCUUUGUGGCAGUGCAGUUUUGUGCUGGAAGAACUUCAGUCAGACUCCCAACUCUUCAGUCAGUUCAGUCCUUUACUGACAGGUCCAAAGGGUGAAGGCAGUUUCACUAUACAGUGGUACCUCGGGUUAAGAACUUAAUUUGUUCUGGAGGUCUGUUCUUAACCUGAAACUAUUCUUAACCUGAGGUACCACUUUAGCUAAUGGGGCCUCCCGCUGCCACCACACCGCCGGAGCACAAUUUCUGUUCUCAUCCUGAAGCAAAGUUCUUAACCCGAGGUACUAUUUCUGGGUUAGCGGAGUCUGUAACCUGAAGCGUCUAUAACCUGAAGCAUCUGUAACCCGAGGUACCACUGUAUUCACUAUCUACAGCUUCCACUAGAUCCUUAGUAGAAGGUGAAUGCUUCAAAUGCAAAGCAAGUGCAACUCACAGCACAGCGUUCAGUAUCAAUAUGACGGAGCUUCCUUGCAGCGAAGCAAAGAGGCAAUGUACGUUGUUGUUUAGCCGUUUAGUCGUGUCCGUCUCUUCAUGACCCCAUGGACCAGAGCACGCCAGGCACUGCUGUCUUUCACUGCCUCCCGCAGUUUGGGCAAACUCAUGCUGAACACUGUCCAACCAUCUCGUCCUCUGUCGUCCCCUUCUCCUUGUGCCCUCCAUCUUUCCCAACAUCAGGGUCUUUUCCAGGGAGUCUUCUCUUCUCAUGAGGUGGCCAAAGUAUUGGAUCUGUCCUGCCAGUGAGCACUCAGGGCUGAUUUCCUUAAGAAUGGAUAGGUUUGAUCUUGCAGUCCAUGGGACUCUCAAGAGUCUCCUCCAGCACCAUAAUUCAAAAGCAUCAAUUCUUCGGCGAUCAGCUUUCUUUAUGGUCCAGCUCUCACUUCCAUACAUCACUACUGGGAAAACCAUAGCUUUUACUAUACGGACCUUUGUUGGCAAUGUACAGCCCCCUCUUAAUAUACCCAAGAAUGACCACACCCUCGGCCAGUUGCCAGAUCACAGUGACCUACUUGGCUGGUUGCCAGGUCACAGUGACCUUCAGACACUAAUCACAAGACCUACAGGUGCAAGAUAAAUGAAGCACGGGCACCAGAUUUUCCUUAAGGGCAAUUAAAGGAACCUCAAUAUAGUCAAGCUACUGGAGAUAAACAGUACUGUGUCACUGCUGUUCCACCACCAGCACUUAGUUGCAUUUGGACAUUCUAUAAAUUUGGAGGCAAAAGAGAGUGUAUUAAUAGCUGAGCUGGUUGGCAGAGCGAAGCCUCAAGUCAAAUUGACAUAGCACGCUAAUUCACUUCCCUUCCUUGAAAGUUGGUGGCAUCAACAGUUGUCACUCACGUGUCAGAUCCAUUUUGUGUCUGGCAAUUAUCCCUGUCAAAGCUGGUGGUGUUUACUGCCUGUUUCCUUUUGGAUGCCCUUCCGAUAGCGGUGAGGUGAAGAUUAAAUGUCCUAGCUGCAGGCUCUGAAAGGUUAAGUGUCUCCUCCUUGAGCUAAGUGGAAGAUUGUGCAUUUAAGGACGUGUUUCUGUGUCGGUGGCUGUCAUCAAGAAGCUGAAAAUUUUUCCCUCCUGAUUGAGGGUCUUUCUUAGGUCAUCCUAUCUGGGAUUUGUUUUGUGACUGUCUGAGAAGUUGUAUUUCUGAGCUGUUUUCAUGGAAAUGGAGCUACGUCCUUCAGACGAAAGCAAAAUGUGGGGCUAUCUUGUGGGGCCAGACCUAAAAUUGUGGUGGCCACUUGCACAAAAAAUAAGAAGCCAAAGAAAAGGGCAUACAUUGGCCUAAAACCUGCAUGUGCUAGUUUACAGCUAUAGAUGCACAUUUAGACAGUGCUAUAAUGAAAAUCAAAAUACAAUACAGUGGUAGCUCUGGUUAUGUACUUAAUUCAUUCCGGAGGUCCGUUCUUAACCUGAAACUGUUCUUAACCUGAAGCACUACUUUAGCUAAUGGGGCUUCCCGCUGCUGCUGUGCAAUUUCUGUUCUUAUCCUGAAGCAAAGUUCUUAACCCGAGGUACUAUUUCUGGGUUAGUGGAGUCUGCAACCUGAAGUGUAUGUAACCUGAAGUGUAUGUAACCCGAGGUACCACUGUACAGUCAUACUUUGGAUCUCGAACGCCUUGCGAGUUGAAUGUUUUGGCUCCCAAACGCUGGAAGUGAGUGUUCCGGUUUGCAAACGUUCUUUGGAACCCGAACAUCCGACGCGACUUCCGCUACUUCCAAUUGGCUGAAGGAACUUCCUGCAGCCAAUCGGAAGCUGCGCCUUGGUUUCCAAACAUUUGGGACUUCCAAAACGGAUUCCAUUCAACUUCCAAGGUACCACUGUACAGCGACCAAGUGACCUGGGUGCCUGUUCAGUUACCUGCCUAGGUGUAAACUUUUUAUAGGUAGGUGCAAGACCCUCCCUGAUUAUGGAUCCUUAGGAAUGUCCUCUGACAGCCCUUCAAAUUGAGGACUGUAAAAUAGACAUCCUGGUCAGGUGAAAUCGCUGAAGGGGGAAUAGCACAGAGCAGGAAGGAUGGAAGAGACUCACCCAGGGGGCAAGUGUGUUGCUGUGGAUUACUGGGAGGGAAAAGCAAUGGGGAGGUUGUUGUGGUGUGCAUGCACUGAUAGAACCACUCUGGUGCUCUCACCCAUGCGCCCACACCUUGCCAACCUCCCCACUGCCUUGCACUCAGAGCCAUAGCUAGGGAGAGGCGAGGUGGGCCCCUGCCAGGGACACAGGCGAGGAGGGCGCAAACUCGGCUAAAAAUAUGUCCAUAAAUAUGUCUAGAAAUAAAAAUAUUGGUUAUUGCCUCAUAAGAAAAGGUUUUAAAUAGAGGGUGAAUUGAAUGGGUGGUGGUGGUGGGUUUGGAGGAGAGGCGGAAGGAAGAGCUACCGUAUUUUUCACUCUAUAGGACGCACCAGACCAUAGGAUGCACCUUGUUUUAGAGGGGGAGAACAAGAAAAAAAAAUCUCCUCCUCUCUGCGCAGCGCCCCUUCAGCGAAGCGGCAGGAGAAACGGAGCCCCUUCCAUUUCUCCUCCCACUUAGCUGAAGGGGCGCCUGCCCUUCAGUGAAAGGAACCCGAAGCCUCUGGAGCGCAGCGGGAACUCCGGAGUGCAGCUUUGGAAGCUUCGCCUUGCUAUCGCUGAAGCCAAGGAGCCUGCAUUCGCUCCAUAAGACGCACACACAUUUCCCCUUAAUUUUUGGAGGGGAAAAUGUGCGUCUUAUAGAGCGAAAAAUACUGUAAUUUGUCCAUUGGGGGGGCGCAAUCUGGACAGUUCUGCCAGGGGCUCAAGAUCACAAACUACGGCUCUGUUUGCCCUUCAUCUUCUUCCUCUCAGUAAGUGACAGUAACAUACCUGACAGGAAGCUAACAUGCCUCCCCUCAUUGAACAAGCUCCUCAUUGCUAUUUUUCUCGAAAAAGAGGUGCCCGAACUCAGUAUGAACACUUCCCACAUUCUCACAGAAUGGCAAUAGCACCCAACUGAGAGGUGCCGGAACUGAGUUUCUCUGUGAGUUCCCCUUGGGGGAGGAAAAACCCUGAAGCUACUUCUAGUUGAGGGGCUUGGCCUGGGCCCCUCAAGGCACCAAAUGCACAAGCGAGGAAGGCUACAUUUGAAUCCUGGCCCUGACACCCCCCACCUUUGGUGCAGAGCAAGGUGUUUAGCCAAAAAUACAGGCAGGCAAUGAAGAAAUAAUCAUGUGUGGCCCAAAACCUGAGAGGGGAAGGGGAAUAUUGCUCUGUCCCCUGCUUGGCACUCCUGCUUACAUCCUCUUGGCUGACAGAGUGCUCUUGACACCCCUUGCUGCUGCUUCUGUUUCAUGAACCAAAGAGCUUGCUGCAUUUGGUGUUUUCCACCUGCAAAGCAGAGUUUGCUCCCUCCAAAGCUUGGUUUCUCCCCACCCCCUCAUGCUGGCACAAAAGAGCUGUGGUAUAUCACUGCUGCCUAUUACAGUGUGCAAAUGAACAAGUGAUUUAGAGAGAGUUGGGGAGGGGAGCAAAUUUCACCUCAUAUCCUCAUCAGAGGCGUUGUUCCAAAUUUAUUUUCAGCUUUCCUGGUAUUCUGUUCUCUGCAGGGAUUCCUCUUUUAAGAAGGAAAAAAAGGGGGCUUAAGUCAAAGCGAUGGCCUCGCUGCUCAUCCCAUUGUGGGGAGGAAGGUGACUCUGCUGGCUGACUCCAUAACUGGAGCAUACUCAUAAAGCUUUCACUCUACAUUAGAAGGGUGGUAUUAGUAGUAGCUGCUUGCCUUAUUCUUGCUGUGCUGCAGCCUUUCAAGUCACAGAAUCAGCCAUUAAGUUGCAGUCGCCAUCUCAUACCUGCCAACAUUUCUCCAAUGAAAAUAGAGAUGUCCUCUCCGAUGAAAAUAGGGAUGUUCUAUGCCAUACCCUCCAAUAUUUCUCCAAUGAAAAUAGGAAUGUCCUAAGGAACAGUGGGACAUUCCAGUCCCUGACCUAUGGCUAUGCUGACUGGGGACCGGAAUGUCCCGCUUUUCCUUAGGACAUCCCUAUUUUCAUCAGAGAAAUGGAGGGUACCGUAGGACGGAAUUCUAAACUGGAAGAUGUCUCGUGAAUGACUCUUUGAGGCAGGGCCGUCUUAACUGUAGGUAUUAGGGGUGCAGGGCAUCCGGGCACCGGGCUCUCAGGGACACCAGGCCAGAGUCCAGAGCCUGUCUCUGGCAGGAGUUCGGGUGCAAGCAAGCUAGUGAGGUGCUGAGGCGGCCGGCCGGCUGGCUCCACCCUCCUGAGCGCCUGGGAUUGGGGUAGGGCCGUGGAGAGGCCCACCCAGAGCAUGCUGCCCCCCCAAAGGUUGACAACUCUGGGCAACCUGGGGGGAGCGCCGGGCGGAUUUUUGCACCCCGGCACCACAUAUGCUUAAGACAGCCCUGCUUUGAGGUUAGUUUUAUAUUCAUGGCACUUUUUAAAUAAAACAAUUUUAAAGGUUGAUUUGGAGCCAAAGAACAGUUUAAAAAUAAGCAAACAUUUGCUGUGUUAAAGCAUUCCAACAAAUCAAAGAGUACCCCUCCCCUCUACGUAUCUCAUCUUGUAAAAGUAUCUCGGGCAUAACUGGAGUCAAGGGAAGAGUUUCAGUCUUGUAGAUUCUAAGUAAAGAUUGCAAAGAUACAAUAUAUUUCAAUACAAAUUAGAUAGGCCCACACAUCCAGCAACCGCAGGCCUGUUUUUCCAGUCUAGCUGAAUUUUGUUACCGUCUUCGGCAUUCUCAGCAACGUGUGCUCUGCACCAAGAGGGAUACUCUAAUCAAAUUUAAGAUGCCAUUGCUCUGCAGUGGAUCUUAUAAAUCAUGCAAGAACCUUUCAAACUCCAUCCUGGGGAGAAUUCUAUGUGCUUGAUUUCAUGCUACAGAGAAAAUUCCAGCUAGGUGCAAGCAAACUAUAUGUGCAAAAUCCUCUCCUAAGAAAUGCUAAUGGAGCCGCCCAAGGGAUAGUUUGACCUUCUUAGCUGUGAUAUUUGUCUGACUUCCUUCCGCCUGCUAAAACUGUUAGGAGCAUGGUUCAUAGAUGCCUACAGAGUGGGAAGGUGUAAAACAGACAGUGAGAAAAUACACUAGGGUCAAAGGAGAGAGAGAAAGGGACCAAUAGCCAAGAUUCGUGAAGUGAAAUAAACAUUAGAUGCAUGGGAGACAUAUAACAUCCAGAAAGUGAAAAAAUGUAAACACCCUCAGUCCAGUAUACCUGAAGGAGCAUCUCCACCCCCAUCGUUCAGCCUGGACACUGGACAAUGUUGCCCCCAUCAUUCAAAAGAGGGGAAAAGAAGGUCCAGGUUACUACUGACCACUCAGCUUGAUGCCGAUACCAGAAGAGGUCCUAGAACAGGUCAGUUUGUGAGCCCUUAGGAAAGGAUGCUGUGAUUACUAAGACCCAGCAUGGGCUUCCCAAAAACAAUUUGUGCCAGAUAAAUCUCAUUUCUUUUUUGAUAGAGUUACAAGCAUGGUGGAUCAGGGGAAUGCUGUGGAUGUAGUGUAUCUUGAUUUCAGUAAGGCUUUUGACAAGUCCCCCAUGAUAUUCUUGUGAUUUGGAUAUGUGUGUGUGUGUGUGUGUGUGUGUGUGGAGAGAGAGAGAGAGAGAGAGAGAGAGAGAGAAAUUUCCACAACACACAUACUCUUUCUCUGCAUGCAGAAAGUUCCAGGUUCAAAUUCCCAGCAUCAGGUAGGGUUGGAAAAGACCCUUAUCUGGAGUCCUGCAGUCACUACUUAGAAUCAUAGAAUCAUAGAAUCAUAGAGUUGGAAGAGACCACAAGGGCCAUCGAGUCCAACCCCCUGCCAAGCAGGAAACACCAUCAGAGCACUCCUGACAUAUGGUUGUCAAGCCUCUGCUUAAAGACCUCCAAAGAAGGAGACUCCACCACACUCCUUGGCAGCAAAUUCCACUGUCGAACAGCUCUUACUGUCAGGAAAUUCUUCCUAAUGUUUAGGUGGAAUCUUCUUUCUUGUAGUUUGGAUCCAUUGCUCCGUAUCUGCUUCUCUGGAGCAGCAGAAAACAACCUUUCUCCCUCCUCUAUGUGACAUCCUUUUAUAUAUUUGAACAUGGCUAUCAUAUCACCCCUUAACCUCCUCUUCUCCAGGCUAAACAUGCCCAGCUCCCUUAGCCGUUCCUCAUAAGGCAUCGUUUCCAGGCCUUUGACCAUUUUGGUUGCCCUCCUCUGGACAUGUUCCAGUUUGUCAGUGUCCUUCUUGAACUGUGGUGCCCAGAACUGGACACAGUACUCCAGGUGAGGUCUGACCAGAGCAGAAUACAGUGGCACUAUUACUUCCCUUGAUCUAGAUGCUAUACUCCUAUUGAUGCAGCCCAGAAUUGCAUUGGCUUUUUUAGCUGCCGCGUCACACUGUUGGCUCAUGUCAAGUUUUUGGUCAACCAAGACUCCUAGAUCCUUUUCACAUGUACUGCUCUCAAGCCAGGUGUCACCCAUCUUGUAUUUGUGCCUCUCAUUUUUUUUGCUCAAGUGCAAUACUUUACAUUUCUCCCUGUUAAAAUUCAUCUUGUUUGUUUUUGCCCAGUUCUCUAAUCUGUCAAGGUCGUUUUGAAGUGUGAUCCUGUCCUCUGGGGUGUUAGCCACCCCUCCCAGUUUGGUGUCAUCUGCAAAUUUGAUCAGGAUGCCCUUGAGUCCAUCAUCCAAGUCGUUGAUAAAGAUGUUGAAUAAGACCGGGCCCAAGACAGAACCCUGUGGCACCCCACUAGUCACUCUUCUACUUGAGAAUGUAAACAGGAGGGAACUUGAUGGAUCAAUGAGAUGAUCACGAUAGGGCAGCUUGCUAUGUUCUCUGUGCAGCUGAGGAGCCCACCAAGAUGAUAGGUAUAUGAAUGUGAUGGUCUUCUCAUCUUUGUCUCCACCACCUGGUAUUCAGAAUUAUACUGUCAUCCAUGCAUGUCUCUAAUUAUUUAGAAGCCAUCUAAGUGGCUACAUGGCUGUGAAUUCUAUCAGUUAUUACACGCCAUGCGAUGGAGUACAUCCUUUCAUCACUCCUAAGCCUCCUGUCAAUCAGCUUCACUGGGCGACCUUGAAUUCUAGUAUUAUACCCCGUCCCUCUCUGUGUCAUGGCAUCUUCUCCCUCCACAUCCCUCUGGUCUCUCGGGGAAACUUUUGAACUGCUGAUCUUAAAACGCACUACCCACAAGUCAAGCCAAGAUUUAUUUUAUUCUGCUUUCACAUUUUGGAAGAGGCACAGCAACAUAGCUGUCAACUUACAGAUUUGAAAAUAAGGGACCAGCAGCCUCGAAAAUAAGGGAUCAGCAGCCAAAAUAAGGGAUUUCCUUUUCCCCCACUGUGUGCCCCCGCUCCAGACUGAUGUUUUCCCCGGCAAGGGGAUUCCGAUUCUGAGCACAGGUAUGUUCAACUUCUGAGCCCCUCCGAGCCAAAGGCAGAAAGCCCAGCCAGCAGCCAAACGAAGCCUCAAGCGGUGGUUCCCACAGCGCAGCAACUCAGCAAAGGGGAUGCAGCAAGGAAAACCACCGUCACCUCUCUGCUGGGAAGCGCUGAGCAAAGGCGAGUCCCCAGGCAACGCGGCCGAUUUGAUCGGCACAAGGCAUGCAAGCUCCACCCCCCAGUCGUUCUUAGACUCCUUAUUGGGUGAGCAACGCAGCCAAGCAACACAGUUGGAGCCUCCCUCCUCCCUGGCCGGCAGGGAGGGAGGGAGAAGAGCUGCUUCCUUUGAAUCCCGGGAAGUUUAAGGGACAUCAUCAAUAAGGGACAGCAGCAGGACACGGCGCUGGGAUAAGGGACUUUCCCGCCAAAUAAGGGACUGUUGACAGCUAUGCACAGCAAUUACCCCAGAGGAGGCUUCUGAAGGUAUUAUUUACUGAUGUGCAUCUCUUCUUACGGGGUUCCCUAAUCCAUUUAUUUCAUCCCCACAGAACCAGUUCUGCCUGUUCUAGGAAUGGCUGGGGCUGUUCAGCAAUGUUUGGAAGGCCACAGUGUGUUCACACUUGAUGCAGAGCCCUAAAAUGAGAGACAACAGCUCCAGCUCUUGGGUUCAGAGUGUCUCUCUGUCCCUUCCUGCUGGAUCCUGCCCACAGCUCCAUUUCCUAACCCAUCAGAGAGGCCUGCUGUCACUUGCAGUUUACUGCUAAAUGGCCUCGGUCCUGUAUACAGUGGUACCUCGGGUUACAUACGCUUCAGGUUACAUACGCUUCAGGUUACAGACUCUGCUAACCCAGAAAUAGUACCUCGGGUUAAGAACUUUGCUUCAGGAUGAGAACAGAAAUUGUGCUCCGGCGGCACGGUAGCAGCAGGAGGCCCCAUUAGCUAAAGUGGUACUUCAGGUUAAGAACAGUUUCAGGUUAAGAACGAACCUCCGGAAUGAAUUAAGUACUUAACCCGAGGUACCACUGUACCUGAAGGAGUGUCUCCACCCCCAUCGUUCAGCCUGGACACUGAGAUACAGCUCCAAGGGCCUUCUGCUGGUUCCCUCAUUGUAAGAAGUGAGGUUACAGGGAACCAGACAGAGGGCCUUCUUGGUAGUGGCACCCGCCCUGUGGAAUGCCCUCCCUUCAGAUGUGAAGGAAAUAAGCAGCUAUCCUAUCUUUAAAAGACAUCUGAAGGCAGCCCUGUUCAGGGAACUUUUUAAUAUUUAAUGCUGUAUUGUUUUUAACACUCUAUUGCGAGCCGCCCAGAGUGGCUGGGGAAACUCAGCCAGAUGGGCGGGGUAUAAAUAAUGAAUUAUUAUUAUUAUAAGAUCCAUUCACAUUGGCGCCCUUGAUGUAUAUUUCUUUUUUCAUCUCCCUUCCAAAAUCUUUUGUAUUGAUUUAAGAAUCUUUCGACUUCAGUGGGGAGCUCCUCCUCUGACUCCCCCACAACCCUCUUUGAUGAGCCGUCCAUGUAAUUCUGUUUUUUUAACUGCUCCCCAAAGGCACUGUGAGGUUCUCUUUUGGCCUUUGACUUGUUGUCCGCUUCUUCAUCUUCAGAUCUACGCAAAAUCAAUUACGGGCCUCCUGCUGGCUUGUUAACAAAAUCUACCACUCUCUGCUAUUAAUUGAACAGAGAGGAAAGGCGCCAUCGGGAAGCCUGGCCACGCAGAAGCCUCUCAAUAGCUGUCCCUUAAAAGCUUGGCUAGCCUCAAGACUGCAGCAAUAUGUGGGAUGAUGCAGAGAAAUGCACCCCCCCAUUCCAACCCCCAGCCAAAAGCAGGUUGAGCUGAGGCUAACCAAAGCAUAUUGUUCCCUUCUUCAGACACAGCUGAAGAUCACAAUAAAUUAUCUUCUCCUUGCAUGCCUCGCUGUCAGCCUUUGAUCAGUGACCCGUGAUAGUUCUGCUGCAUCAGUUAUAACUUUGCUUCGCUUUGAUAUUCGAAGGAUCUGAGUGUUGAGCUGGGCAGUCCUUGCUUCAACUCUCACCCUAGCUGCCAAACUUACUUGGUGGCCUCCACCACCCCCAACCAGUGGUGGGUGUACCACAGGGGCAGUUGCCCUGGGUGCAAAAUUGUUAGAGAGUGCAAAAUUUCAAUAUCCAUUGCUGCGUCAAUACAGCUGUGACCAAAGAAUUGCUUGCAACUUUCUCCCUGCAUUCUCUCAAAUCCAAACUCCUCCUCUUCCUCUUCUUCUUCUUCUUCUUCUUCUUCUUCUUCUUCUUCUCUCUCUCUCUCUCUCUCUCUCUGUGUGUGUGUGUUAUCUUGUUCCCUCCUCCUCUAUAGGUUUGCCAUAUAUAUACAUGAAGGUCUGAAGAGGGCAGUAAUGAGUCACUCAUUGUAUCAGUCAGUGCCUGUGGCUGUGGUUUCAUCUUAGGCCACUCUGAUAGGUAGCCGCUCUCUAAGGACUUAGAACAUGGAUGGGGAACUUGGGAGGUCCUUCAGAUGUUCUUGGCACUUCAACUCCCAUCAGCCCCAGCUAGCAUGGCUCAGGGAUGAUGGGAGUCUUAGGCCAGUGUUUCCCAAACUUGUGUCUCCAGCUGUUUUUGGACUACAACUCCCAUCAUCCCUAGCCAGCAAGACCAAUGGUCAAGGAUGAUGGGAAUUGUAGUCCAAAAGCAGCUGGAGACCCAAGUUUCGGCAACACUGCCUUAGGCAGAGGUGCCAUUCCUUCUAAAUGGGGUUUCCCCACAGGCAUCUGAUUGGCCACUGUGAGAUCAGGGUGCUAGGCUAGAUGUGCCACUGGCCUGAUCCUGCAGGCUCUCCUUAUGUUCCUAUGGUUAUGCAGCCAAACUGUUACAUUCCCAAGGUGAACAUUCAUUCAUUCGAUUGAUUGAUUUUUUUUGGUUGAUUUUUUAAAAUUAAAUUUCUGUUUUACAUUUUAGAAUAUUCAUUUAAGCAAUCUUAAAAUAUCAAUGACUUCCCUUCCUGUCUUUCCAUGGUUCAUUUUGCACAACAUAAAUCCCUGCAUAUUUUAUAUAAACUAAACCAUUCAGUAAACCAAAACUUAUGUACGCUGUUGAAUUUAUCUUAAUGCUGCCCACAUUUUCAGAUAAACACAAUUUUCCUCCAUAUAUUCAAUAAACAUUUUCCAGUGUUCUUUAAACCUAUGUUCUUCUUGUUCUCUUAUUCUAUAUGUUAGGUCCGCAAGUUUCGCAUAUUCCAUCAAUUUAAGUUGCCAUUCUUCUUUGGCUGGGACUUUGCUCAUUUUCCAUUUUUGGGCUAACAAAACACGAACUGCAAUAGUGGCAUACAUAAAUAACAAAUGAUUGAUUAAUUGAUUGAUUUUUAACCUGCCCAUCCUCCCAAAGGAGCCCAGGCAGGGUGUCAUAAAAAGAGCUUUGAUGGAUCAGACCAAAGGUCUCUCUAUUCCAGCAUUCUGAAAUGCUGGAAGCCCAUGAACAAGACAUGAGUGCAAUGCUGUUGUUAACUGGUAGCUGCUAUUUAUAGGCAUGCCCCUCUGAUCUCGAAGGGUAGUGUACGACAACCCUAGUAACUAGCCAUUGAUAGCCUUUCUCCUCCAUGAAUCUGUCUACCCACCCCCUUUUAAAUCCAUCCAAGUUAGGAGCCAUCACUCCAGCUUCCAAGUUAAAGGUAAAGGUUAAGGGACCCCUGACCGUUAGGUCCAGUUGUGGCCAACUCUGGAGUUGCGGCGCUCAUCUUGCUUUAUUGGCCGAGGGAGCCGGCGUACAGCUUCCGGGUCAUGUGGCCAGCAUGACUAAGCUGCUUCUGGCAAACCAUAACAGCACACAGAAACGCCAUUUACCUUCCCGCUGGAGCAGUACCUAUUUAUCUACUUGCACUCUGACAUGCUUUCGAACUGCUAGGUUGGCAGGAGCAGGGACCGAGCAACAGGACCUGUCUCGGGGAUUCGAACCGCCUACCUUCUGAUCGGCAAGUCCUAGACUCUGUGGUUUAACCCACAGCGCCACCCGUGUCCCUAGGAGUCAAAUACCACCGGUACAUCAUUCCCCGCUUCCCUUUUCCUAAACCCAGUUCAUCUUCCGCCUCUUGAAUAAGCAGUCUGCCUAGCAUUUAUUAGCAGCGAUGGUGCAGAGGCAGAGUCACUCCCUGAAGGGAACAAACUGCUGAAGCUUUUGCCCUGUAGUGCUUUCAAAUUCAUUUGGGUUGGCUGUCACACAGCAGCAAGUGUUGCUUUGGGUGCCACCAGCCUCCUCUUUUAUGAGGGACCCCCCCCAAAAAAAACCUACUUCCAGCUACUUGCCAGAAGCACACCGGUCACAUACAUUCAACACUGGGAGGAGGAAAAGCAGAAGGAAACCCCGUGGAGGAGUGGAGGCCAAGCUCCAGCGGGGAAGCCUUUUGAAAUCUAUGACACAGCCAAUAUGUGCUCUGAAAGCAAACCCUGCAGGCACAAGAAUAAGCUGUCAGGGAGGUGACAGUCCAGAAGGCUGGUGGCCUAGCAGGAAGCUGGGGUGGGGGCUGGAAUUUGCUGCUGAGGCCAAGCAUUGGGUUGUCAAGCCCAGAGCCGAAGCUUCUGCUUGUAGCUUGAAGCCAGCUGAAUGUUUGGGACUACAACUUCCAUCAGCUCCAGUCAGCUCAGACUGAUGGGCAUCAUCAGGGCCGGAUUUAGGUUUGAUGAGGCCCUACACUACUGAAGGUAAUGGGGCCCUUUAUAUUUCCAGCUGUCCUUUGUCAACAACAAAUUGCCGCUGUUUUUUGUGUUGAAUAUAUGCUAUAUGGUAAUUUAUGGACCUAAUAGGUAUCUAAAGCCAUUUUUUCACAUAACAAAAUAUAUAUUUAUCAAAGUAAUUGUUGAACUGAAAUACAAUUAAGAAGUAUGUUAAUAGUGAAAUACAAUUAAGUAGUAUAUUAAUAGUGAAAUAAUUAUUAAGCUAUAACUGAAAAUGAUUUUUUACUCAUAACAAACUUAAUAAUGCAAACACAUUUGCAUUUGGCAAUAACAAAACUUCCUUUAGAAACACAAUUUACAAAGACUCAUAAUCUAGUCUCUAGAAACUUGCUAUAACAUGAAAUAAGAAUAGACAUAAAUAUAUGGUGCAAACUACUAAUAAUUAUAAAUAGAAGAAUGUAGGCCCCCUAUAUAUAGAAAUGAGCAAACCAGUGAAAUUUUAGGGAGCAGGCUAGCAGGCGGGGCCCAUCACUUACAUCAUUGGCGCCUACACAACACAAAACACUGUUGCUGUAUGUAGGUUUUAUUUUACUUCUUUUUUAUCUUAUUUUGGAAAUGUACAUCCAGUUUCUUUUUCUUUAUUUUUUUGGGGGGCCCCCAAGAGAGUGGGGCCCUAAGCUAUAGCUUGUUUAGCUUAUACAUAAAUCUGGUGCUGGGCAUCAUAGUCCAAAACAUCUGGAGGGUACCAGGUUGAUGAAAAUACCUUUAAGCAGCAGUACAGAUAGAUAAUUUUAUACACCAGACUUAAUGGCCCAAUAGGGGAGUCCUGGAAGACUAUUGGUGUGAUAGACACAAACCUCUCUCUCUCUCUCUCUCUCUCUCUCUCUCUCUCUCUCUCUCUCUCUCUGCCUGUAUAUGUUCAGGCAGGUGAAAAAUGGGAGCAGUAUCGCAGACAGGGGACCUGGUGAACUGAAGUUCUGUAGAAGAGAGAUCAAAGUCGAGCUUGGGCUCCCCUCCAGGUUUGAGUGGAACCUGUGCUGCUCCUGCUGUUCAGUUUGCUGCUGUUUCCUGCGCAUGGGAGAUUUACUGCUUUUGUUGCAGCACAAGCAUGUCUAUAAUUCACUAACAUAAGCCGUCUGAACACUGGAAAACUAGGACACCAAGAAAGUUUGUCUCCAUUCAUUCUUACACUUUUUAUUUUAUUUUUUAAAAAAAGUUUUUAUUUUUUAAAAAAAGGAUCUGGGUCACUGGUACAGAAUGCUUGCCCUUGGUGCCUGACCUGACAAAUUCUUUUAAACUGACAGCUGUCCAUGGUACUGAAUUGUGAUUGUGUUCUGCUAUGAGACUAACGACCAUAAAUUUAACACACAGAGGCACAUGCUGUGUCACAUUCUGAAGGAAUAUGAGCGAAAUAUUAGUGUUAUGUUUGGGUUGUCAGGGAAUGGGCUGAAGACGAGGACUGGGGAAUGCAUUCUGUGGCAGGCCAGCUUCUCUCCGAUGGAGAGCUGGAGGGGGACGAGUUGCCCCCCCUUGUCCACAGCAUGUUCAGAAGCAGAGAGAGAGUCAGAAGCUGUAGGGAGGAGUUACCCAGUUUCAAGAUAAUGACAAGGGAACCAGAAGGGAGGGCGCGGCUAGCCAAGAUGUCACUUGAGAGUGGGGGUGACUUUCCCCCUCCACGGACUCGGAGGUCCGAAUGUAUCAGAGAGCAAAGGAGUCAGAGGGAGGGAGAAACUUCCCAUUGGCGCCUAAAAUGCUGCAGAAGUCAGAAGGAGGAUUUAGAGUAGCCAACUGCCCUUUGUGUGGUGAGCUGUGUGCUUGCAACAUGAUGCUGUAAUAAAAGGACUAUAAAUAUAUCAACUCUUCAUUCAUUCUUAUCUGUGAAGUUACCAAAGGGUUUGCAUUGAAGUUGCAGGAGGGUUUGCAUUGACUGCUGUUCACGUUUGCUGCCAAAUGCAGCUAUCCUGCUCGGGAGCUCUUUUUUUGGGGGGGGGUGUCACAUAAAAUGCAACCUUGUCUGUGCCAAACGACACUAAUUAUCCCUCCCUCCCCAUUGGACAUUGCAAUGGUCUGAUCCAGGAAAGCAUUGCUCAUCUCUUGCCUCUGGCACUAUUUGUAUCUAACGGCAUAAUUGCUACACACGGCUGCAGUGUGUGUCUUACUCGGCCGUGUAUCUAGAUGAUCAUAACUGCCUCCCAUCAAAUGCUCAACGCGCCUGCCGUAGGGAUUGAAAACAUCCCAUUUCUUCGAUAUUUCUGUGAUUCUUUUGCUGAAGGGGUUUACCAUAAAGUCAUCAGGAAGGGCAUCAUGCCCAAUGACCGUACCAGACUUGAGCAGUAUCUCCAUCCCCUGUCCAGAUUAAGACGCCGGGAAAAUGAAUGUGCAAAGCACUCCUCCUCAUUGCUUUAUCUGAGGGCUGGUUUUUUUAAAAAAUGUGUGUGGUGGUUUUGCUCACAUUUUUAAAACUGGAAAACUGAGAAUCUAGGUCAUGUCUGUAUUCAGCAGCUGCCUAUGCCUUAAGCUUGGCUUUUUGCUCUGUGGUGAAAUGUUCAUGCCCACGGUUCUUCCUUUCAGAACCUCAGGAGUGGGAGGCAGUUCCAUGCCAUUCCAACUUGUGAUGUUUUCAUUAUUAUUUUCAGCUGAGGAUCCUUGUUUUCAGUGGAAAUUUCCUAUUGGCCCUCCUUUACACACUGUUCUUUAGUGUGUUCUUUACACACUGUUCUUUAUCACAAGAUGUGGGCCUUUCAGUAAUGACACAGGGCCUAGACCAGCAGUUCUCAACCUGUGGGUCCCCAGAUGUUGUUGGACUACAACUCCCAUCAUCCCUGAACUCUGGCCUUGCUAGCUAGUGGUGAUGGGAGUUGUAGUUCAACAACAUCUGGGGACCCACAGGUUGAGAAAGGUUGGUCCCAUCCCCAAAAGAAGCUUCACAGCAAGGCUAUAUGGUCCAGUAUCUGCAGGUGAAGAUGUUUGUUCACAGGACUUGCGGCCCCUUCUCAACGUUAUCGUCAUGCUGUGAACGUGCACCUUUUCAGCCCGAGGGCUGCAUUCUCUCUCAAGGAAUGUUUCCUGGGUGGCGACCAAGGCAAAAGUGGGGCAGAGCAAUGAAUGUAAAUUUUACCUUUAUAAAGGUAACAACUGUCGCAUCAGGAGAGGCAGACCAGGUCUUCUCCCAAGGUGACAUUCGCACACAGCAUCUCCUGUUGCUGCACAGCCCAGGGCGACUUCCUGCCAGGUCUCUUCUGCCCCCUCAAGAUUGGCCUAGGACCCUCGUACCUACGGGACCACCUCUCCCGGUAUGCCCCACGGAGGACCUUAAGGUCCAUAAAUAGCAACACCCUAGAGGUCCUGGGCCCUCAGGAGGUUAGAUUAGCCUCAACCAGAGCCAGGGCUUUUUCAACACUGGCUCCAGCCUGGUGGAACGCUCUGUCUCAUGAGACCAGAGCCCUGCGGGAUCUGAUUUCUUUCCACAGGGCCUGUAAGACAGAGUUGUUCCACCUGGCCUUUGGCUUAGAAUCAAUUUGAUUCCCUCCCCCUCUUUCUUUUUUCCUUCUCCUCUUCUGAAGAGGCUGCAUCUUAAUGUUUUAAUGCUGUAUUUUAAUCUUGUUUUUUAAGUUGUAUUUUAAUCAACUUGUUUUUAUUAUUGGUUGUUAGCCGCCCUGAGCAUGGUCUUGGCCAGGGAGGGUGGGGUGUAAAUAAAAUUUAUUAUUAUUAUUAUUAUUAUUAUUAUUAUUAUUAUUAUUAUUAUCCCAGCGGACAUGGGGGGGUCUGUAGAGGCCUCAGCCCCAUAGAGUUGGUGCACCUGCCCUGAGGCUUUCAUUUUAACCAAGUGCAUCUCCCACAGAUCAAACAUAACAUGAGAGGGUGCUCUCUCCUCAUAUCCAGACCACUCCCAAGAUCAGCCAUAAUGUUUCAUUCUCUCCAUUCAUUUGUUUCUCUCAGAGCCACUUCAGUAAGUAAGCGGCAAAGCAUGCCAGCAUGAACAAAUGAUGCCAGGUUAAAAUGUUUUUUAUUACCUGGGUUAUGAAGGCACCCUAAAGACAUUAAAGCACAGAUUAUGGGAUAAUACACACAGUGACUUGCGAUCUCAGUCACACGCAGUCUGUAGUCUGUUGGCAGUAGGAGUACAAUAUGGGCAUGUCUUUAAGUUAACACCUUACAUUAAAAACCUGACAGUACCAAAUUAUUGAAGGCUUUUCACCAAAGCCAGACUAAACGUCUUUCCUUCUGCAGUGUUGGGUGGCAGGUUGAGAGGAGUUCCCUACCAGGACAGACUUUGCUCGUGUGCUCAAGACAUCGAUUCUAUAAAACAUAUUUUGCUGCACUGUGCAUUCCAAGAGUAAGCCAGGGCUGAACUGAUAUUACCUUUCCCAGGAAAAUCAGAGGCUCACUAUGUCAGGUUCCUAUUGGAAGACCGGACAAAGUCUAGAACAUUAGCAGUGGCGAAGUUUUUAUCGGUGGUUGCAAGAACCAAUGAUCCCUAUCUUUAAGUCUGAACAAAAUGUUUGUUUAACCUGGAGGUAAAAGGUAAAGGGACCCCCUAACCAUUAGGUCCAGUUGUGGCCGACUCUGGGGUUGCGGCGCUCAUCUUGCUUUAUUGGCCGAGGGAGCUGGCGUACAGCUUCCGGGUAAUGUGGCCAGCAUGACUAAGCUGCUUCUGGCAAACCAGAGCAGCGCACAGAAAUGCCGUUUACCUUCCCGCCAGAGCAGUACCUAUUUAUCUACUUGUACUUUGAUGUGCUUUCAAACUGCUAGGUUGGCAGGAGCAGGGACUGAGCAACGGGAGCUCACCCUGUCGUAGGGAUUCGAACCACCGACCUUCUGAUUGGCAAGUCCUAGGCUCUGUGGUUUAACCCACAGCGCCACCCGCGUCCCAACCUGGAGGUAGGCUGUCUGAAUUGUGCAUUGCUUUGUAAUGAUUUGUUGGGUCUCUGGACCGUAUUAAAGAUUGUUUGAUUGAAAAUGUUUUGAAUUCGCAUUCUGUUCCCUCUGGACUCCUCCUUUUUGGGUGAGACUAAGACAAGAGUUGAAUCAUCCUUAGGAUGUGCUAAGCUGUUGUAAGUGUUGCAUAUUCUCUAAUACUUUCUUUAUUUUAUUUAUUUGUUUUAGGUGGAAAAAUUUGCCAAAUACUUGGAUCCUAACGAUCUAGGCAAGAUCAACUUCAAAGAUUUCUGUCACGGAGUGUUUGCCAUCAAAGGUAGGCAUCAUUGUCGUUCUUUGCCUCCCCAAAAUCUGCUCCAAGUGGUUGAGAGAAGCCCAGGAACAGAUUUGAGGGGUAAGAGGGAGGAGGGGAAGUUCUGCUGCGCAAGUGGAAAACCUUGCAAAAAUGGUACAACUUUGCUCCAUGCAACCCUGUGUGCCCACAGCAUAAGCUGCUAAAACAAUUGUCUGUUUGGCAGAGCGUUCCCUUAACUUCAGAAUCGAUGGUGCUGCUGCUCAGCUUCUACCUAGUGGAAAAUGCCUCCCCUGAUUGCAAAGUUGUUAGUGUCCAAAAUCAAUUGACGGCAACUGGGUAAUCUGAGAACGGCUGUGUGAGUGUGUUUAUUGGUGGUGACUUUGCGUUGUACAACUUUGAGUAACAAUUAUGAGAUAAACGCUGGGAUCUGGCAUGCUAGGAAUGGGUUCCCAAACCUCAUUGCUGGAGCAUGUCUGCGGGCCUUAAGAGGAGCUAAAAUGACUUGUAGAGAAAAGAAAACAAGUUACUCUGUUGGAUGCACCCCUGCUACUCAGCAGAAGGCCUGAGCAGUAUUGAUUUGCCCCUCUCAGUCCCAACAAAGAACAUCUCUGCGAUUUCUUGUUGCAGCUGAUGUUACGGCAGGCAGGCAGGCACAGGGCCUGAGAAGCAUCACCACUGGGCCAAACUUCCAAACUUCACUGCCAAACUUCAACUGGGCCAAAACUGCACCAAUUGUCUUGUUUGUUUGUGGGCAUAUGUUCUAUCUCACCACACACACACACACACACACACACACACACACACACACACACACACUGUUGCCUCCUCCCAUUGCUUUGUCCCAGCUCCUGUGAGCCUAUCAGUUCAAAAGCACACCAGUGCAAGUAGAUAAAUAGGUACCGCUGCGGUGGGAAGGUAAACGGUGUUUCCGUGCACUCUGGUUUCCGUCACGGUGCCAGAAGCCGUUUAGUCCUGCUGGUCACAUGCCCCGGAAAGCUGUCUGUAGACAAACACUGGCUCCCUCAGCCUGAAAGCGAGAUGAGCGCCUCAACCCCAUAGUCACCUUUGACUGGACUUAAUCAUCCAGGGGUCCUUUACCUUUUAUAUUACACCUAGAGGCUGUAACCUUCAUGGCUUCACCACCUGUCGAGUUAUUUGUCUUUGCUUUGAUUCCUGUCUAGCUUGCUGAAGAGCUCGAAAGCUUGCAUGCAAUUUUGUGAUGUUUUGGUUGGCAAAAGGUUUUCCUUGCCAAAAGUUUCAAAGAAGGGCUGGAGCUCAGCAAUAAAGAAUCCACUUUACAUGCAGGUUCAGUCCCCAACACCUCCAAGCAGGUCUGAGAAGCACCACGCCAGCCAAUACCACAAGACCACGAGGCAGACGGACCAAUGGUCUCCAGCUGGUGUUACAUAGCUUCCUACCUGUCCUAUUAACGAUUUUUAAAUUGCAUUUCCUCUGUCUUUCCUUUCUCAGUUUAAAUGAAUGAGGACCUCCCCCUAGCGGCUGUGUUUAAAAGUCCCCUCUCUAGGUCCCUGCAGGUGAAAUACAAAGAACUGUCUUCCUUUCUGUUAUCAUUUGAUGCAUUUUUGACCACAUAUAUGGGUCAGUUGUCUCCAUUUGUUUAUUUACCUAUUCCACAGAAUCUCACGCGAAAUGAAAUAUGGUAAACAUUUACAAAAAAAUACGUAAAAUCAAGAAAACGAAAGCAAGGACAGUGAUCCAAUACUUUUUUUUUAGAUCCCACCAAGGGCCCAUUAUUAUUACUAAUAUUAUUAUUAUUAUCAUUAUUUUUAUUAAUAAAUUAAAUUUGUAUGCUGCUCUUCACAACAUAAAAAUACAGGAUAAAAACAGGAUUAAAAACACAAAAUACAUAAUAAUAACUAAAAAAACCCCCUCAAACCAAAUAACACACACACACCUUCCCACACGGUGUGGUUUGUAUCUUGUUGAGUUACAAAAAAACUAUUCCUCAGCUUGGAGGAUUUAUUUAUUUAUUUAUUUAUUUUAAAAAACUAAAAAAACAACAACAAAAGACAAAGAUGUUUCUGGUACAAGGAAUGACACUGAGCCCUGACUGCAGUUGCUUCAAGAAAGACGGCUACAGGACAGAUUAUGCCAAAAACAACAGCAACAACACCCCUAUUCUGGAGUGUUCAGUUCUGCCCCCUGACUCCUUGCAAGGACUCUUUUCCUGUGGGUUCCGCAAGCCCAGGGCUGAGAGUUAGCAGUGCUGACGGGGAGGUAGGUGAGGUGGAGCGUGGGCUUGGCGGGGCUGCAGGUCUCCAGUUUUGCCUUCCAAGAAGCAUCUACUACGCCAUGGGCUGGGGAGUUUUCCGAGUCGUCUCUGGCUUUUUGGGGGCUGCUGCUGGUGGGCAGGCAGCCAGCCAGCCACAGCUUUGUGCCCACCCAUGUGUCAGGGACUGGACUGAAGAGAAAUGGUGAGGACUGCCUCCCCCUUCUCCUGAACCUUCCUGAGAACAGGAGGGCAGUAUAGAUUUAGAACAGCGGUUUGCAGAAGGGCAUAGUUCAGAGGCUGCAGAGGGCAGAAGCUGGGAAAUAUUGGAACAGCAGGAAGAAGCACCAGGGGAGAGAUAGCUGACAGACUCAGUGUCCUUGGAAAGCAUUCCUGACCCCCCUUCUAAGACCAGAGAGGCAUUGAGGGUAUUAGAACAAAAAGCUCAGUGGCAGAAAGCUCAAAUCAACCGGCGCAGAAGUGAUGUCAAAUAAGGGAGACGUAGGCGGGUGUGACUUUACUUGGAGCAACGCCAUCAUUGAAUAGAGACUACAUUCUCUCUCUCUCUCUCUGAAUACUGAAUAAAUUAUGUGGUAAGGACUCUUUGUGUUUAUCUGCUUUUUUUGGCUGCCACUGGGGGAGGGAUAGGAUUCCCCGAAGCUUUGACAUAAUGGAAGGCUGCUGAAAGGCAGCCGGGAUGCUGGUAAGGGUGACCAGGGCAGGAGGGGUGCCCACAAAGGAGUGCCAACUCCAAGGGCUAACGCAGUUUCUGGCCCCUGGCUCACGCAAUAUCAGGGCAUUGUGCGCACGGCGUCAUGGCCUCCCACAGCGCCAUGCGCAGACCCCCUCAAUCCCAUUGAGAAGAUGGUGCCUCUGCUACAGGAGAAGUCUGGGCUAACUGCAUUAGAAAUGUGCACUGUAGCAAAAUCGGGAGGGGGGGGGAGGUGUUUGCUACAGGAUGAGAACAGAAUUUGUGCCGUGGCCUCGCAUGGUGGCAGCAGGAGGCCCCAUUAGCUAAAGUGGUACCUCAGGUUAAGAACAGUGUCAGGUUAAGAACGGACCUCCGGAACGAAUCAAGUUCUUAACCAGAGGUACCACUGUAAGCCUGCAGUGCGCUGCAAUUCCCUGCUAGCAAUGAAAUUCACUAGGUGACAUGGGUCCAGUUUCCUCUGAGUACAGCUUUGAUACCGGAAGCGAAGCAGGGCAGAAAGAAAUGGCUUAAAAGCAGCAGUGUUGAUUUAUCCGUUGCAUUUACACCCCGCUUUUCCUCCAAGGGGGACGCGGGUGGUGCUGUGAGUUAAACCACGGUGUUUCAUUCUCCUGCCCUGCGUGCAACUUUUUCACGCAUAAAGCAGAACACCCCUGCCGUUCCCUGCUUGGCACCUGUGUGGAUAAAAUAUCCAUGACUUCCACCCAGGCUGAGCUUGGCCUUUGGAUAUGUUUCCCGUAAACCCCCCCCCCCCCAAUGCAGGAAUUGGCCCUAAGGCAUUGAACAAAGAGUGCUGAUGCUGAAUGGCAAAUGCCUGGUCACCUGUGGGUAGAAAAGCAAAUUAAUAAUGAACUCGGCCUCCGUUUGUUGUUACAUCCUAGCAAAGUCUCAAACAAUUACACACCCUGAAGAAAACAGUCCCAGUCAACUGUGUAAUUGGCUUUCUGUAACACUGCUUUCUGGAGAGUGAAAUUACAGGAGCCAUCGUACUUUUCAAUACUGGGACACCUCAAAGCAUCCUGGGCCAGAAACCUGGAAUCAUAGAAUUGUAGAGUUGGACCACAAUCACAAUCUAACCCAACCCCCUGCAAUGCAGGAAUCUUUUGCUCAACGUGGGUUUUAAACCCUUGAGCCUGAGAUUCAGAGUCUCAUGCUCUAGCAACUGAGAAAGCAACCCUAUAAACCUGUCACAGAUUUUUCUGCCCUUGGUUCCCCCCAUUUCCCUGGAAGAACAUGAUGCGGCCUUUUGUACGCACGGGUGCCCAUCUGGAAGAAUCUGCACUGGCAUUUCUCCCUACAUGGAGAAAAACAUUCUCUCUUUUCCUCCUCCAGGCUUGAUACUCCUAGCACUGUGCAUUUCAAAGUACAAUCAGGUAGACAGUCAAGACCCUUCCUUCCUGUCUCACAGUGAUGCAUUAAUUCCACACAUUGGCAUUUUCUAGGCUGGCAGCCAAGUGUAUGCCUGCAUUAGGAAAACAUAUGUAUCCGUGUCGGAAGCAAGCCUGGGUUAAUGCAUUCACCCGUUUGUAUUGUGCUCCCCAUGUGAACCUCCCAGGGGGCCUGUAAAAUAUAAAGCAGCAGCCGACGUGAUGCUCAUGGAUAAGCAGCGUCAUGCCCAGUUAAUGGUCUUGGAAGAGCCUGUAGCUCAUUGGUUGAUCCUCUGAGGCUCAAUCGCUGGUAUCUUCAGUUAGGAGUCAGCAGAGUCUAGCCUGAAAUCUGCUCCCCUGGCAGUCAGUGGGAACAUUGAUGAGCUGGAUGGACCAGGGUCUGACCAUGUUCCAAGCUUUCCAUGUCUCCUCCUCCCCCUCCUCCUCCUCCCCCUUCUUUAUUUUAUUUAUACCCAUAGCUGUCAACCUUCCCCUUUUUUGCGGCAUUAUUCCAGCACCGUUUCCUGCUGCUUCCCGCUGCUAUCCCGGAUUGUUAGAUAUCCCGUAGACUGUCCCCGGGACAGGUGAGGCUGCUGAGCCCUUAUUUUUGAGGCUGCUGAUCCCUUAUUUUCAAAUCUGAAAGUUGACAGCUAUGUUUAUAUCCCACCCAUCUGGCUGGGUUUCCCCAGCCACUCUGGGCAGCUCCCAACAGAAUAUUAAAAAGACAAUAAAACAUCAAACAUUAAAAACUUCCCUAAACAGGGCUGCCUUCAGAGGUCUUCUAAAAGUCAGAUAGUUGUUUAUUUUAUUGACAUCUGAUGGGAGGGCAUUACAAAGGACAAGCGCUACUGCUGAGAAGGCCCUCUGCCUGGUUCUCUGUAACCUCGCAGUGAGGGAACCGCCAGGAGGCCCGUGGAGCUGGACCUCAGUGAGCGAUGGAGGUGGAGACACUCCAUCAGGUAUACUGGGCUGCUGACGUUAAGGGCUUUUAAGGUCAGCACCAGCACUUUGAAUUGUGCUUGGAAACGUACUGAGAGCCAAUGUAGGUCUUUCAGGACCGGUGUUAUGUGGUCUCAGCAGGCAUUUCGAGUCACCAGUCUAGCUGCCGCAUUCUGGAUUGGUUGCAGUUUCCAGGUCACCUUCAAAGGUAGCCCCACGUAGAGCGCAUGGCAGUAGUCCAAGCGGGAGAUAACUAGAGCAGUGAGACAGUCUGCAGGCAGGUAGGGUCUCAGCCUGUGUACCAGGUGGAGCUGGUAGGUAGCUGCCCUGGACACAGAAUUGACCUGAGCCUCCAUGGACAACUGAGAGUCCAAAAUGACUCCCAGGCUGUGCACCUGGUCCUUCAGGGGCAUAGUUGCCCCAUUCAGGACCACGGAGUCCUCCACACCCACCUGCUCCCUGACCCCCCAAAACAGUGCUUCUGUCUUGUCAGGAUUGAGCCUUGAUCUCUUAGCCACCAUCUAUCCUCCAACCACCUCCAGACACUCACUCAGGACCUUCACCGGCUUCAUUGGUUCAGAUUUAAAAGAGAGGUAGAGCUGAGAGGCAGAGGGCAACUGGAUGGCCACUUUGGGAAGCAGGAUGCUGAGCUCAAUGGAGCUUUGGUCUGCUCCUGCAGGUUGCUGCUUAUGUUCAUCCCAUAAGGCUGAACUAGUAACUAGAAAGGAGACUACCGGGGAGCACCAUUGCUCCUUGCUAGUGCAGACCUACUGAAUUUCAUGAAAGAAGGACACAAUAGAUAGCAGACCCUCUCAGUGUCCCUCUUUUCCAGGGACAGUCCCGGAUUUACAGAAGCCAUCCCGGUUUCUGAUUUGAUCCAGGAAUGUCCCACUUCUAUUUAGGAUGUCCCUGUUUUCAUCAGAGAAAUGUUGGAGGGUAUGGAGUUAUGCGACCCCCGCGGCAAUGAGAUAAAUAACUAUACAACUUUUAGAAGACAUCUGAAGGCAGCCCUGUAUAGGGAAGGUUUUUUUAUGUUUAAUGUUUUGUGAUGUUUUUAUAUACAGUGGUACCUCUAGAUACAAACGGGAUCUGUUCCGGAGCCCCAUUCACAUCUAGAGGUAAACGUAACUAGCGAUGGCAUGUCUGCGCAUGCGCGCGUCGCUUUUUGCCGCUUCUGCGCAUGCGCGUGACGUCAAUUUGAGCGUCUGCGCAUGCACAAGUGGCGAAACCCGGAAGUAACACGCUCCGUUACUUCCGGGUUGCCGAGGAACGCAACUCGAAUGCGCUCAACUCGAAGCAUAUUUAACCCGAGGUAUGACUGUAUGUGGGAAGCUGCCCAGAGUGGCUGGGGCAACCCAGUCAGAUGGGCAGGGUAGAAAUAAAAUUAUUAUUAUUAUUAUUAUUAUUAUUGAAUAGGAUGUCUCUGUUUUCAUCGGAGAAAUGUUGGAGGGUAUGAGACAGAUACACACACACACACACACACACCAAGCACACACACACACACACACACACAAAAGCUGCAAAAAGACAAGUGUUAGGUCACAGAAUGGGGUGGGAAUGGAAAAGCAGCAAUGACUGUGUUAUGCUAUGGCCUCGCACCCCGGCAGCCAUUUUGUGUUAGACCAUGCCUCCAUGGCAGCCAUUUUGCAACUGGCACUUCCUCAUGGCAUUAUGUUUUUUGUUGUUUUUUUAGAUGAUAUUUAUUAAAAGUUUAAGAAUUACAGAAAAAAGAAAAAAGACAACAAUAGAAAAGAAAAGAAAAAAAACAUAGAAAAACAAUACAACAAUAUAACAGAUAGAAACAAAAAGAGAACUAAAACACACAUCCAAUAUUCCAUAUCUUUACCUUUCCUUAACUUGUUUCAUCGACCUCCUCACACCUCCCUUUUUUUGUAUUCUAGUUCGAUUCACUAUUUCAGCAAAUUCUUCCCAUCUUUCUUAAUUUUUUUUCCAUAAUUUAUCUUAACAGUCUAACCUUAAAUUUUUUCAUUUUGACCCGUUAUCAAUCAGCUUUUACUUAAUUCUUUGUUGCAUUUCUACUAAAACCAUAUAGCUUCAUUCCAGCAUCCUUCUAACACUCAUUAAUUUUACAAUGUUUCUGUAAGUAUACUUUGAAUUUUUUCCAAUCUUCUUCCACCGACUCUUCUCCCUGGUCUCGGAUUCUGCCAGUCAUUUCCGCCAGUUCCAUGUAGUCCAUCAGCUUCAUCUGCCAUUCUUCCCUGGUGGGUAAAUCUUGUGUCUUCCAAUGCUUUGCAAUAAGUAUUCUUGCUGUUGUUGUAGCAUACAUAAAGAAAGUUCUAUCCUUCUUUGACACCAAUUGGCCGACCAUGCCCAGGAGAAAGGCCUCUGGUUUCUUCAGGAAGGUAUAUUUAAAUACCUUUUUCAUUUCAUUAUAGAUCAUCUCCCAGAAUGCCUUAAUCCUUGGGCAUGUCCACCAAAGGUGAAAGAAUGUACCUUCAGUUUCAUUACAUUUCCAACAUUUGUUAUCGAGCAGAUGGUAGAUUUUUGCAAGCUUGACUGGUGUUAUGUACCACCUAUAAAUCAUUUUCAUUAAAUUCUCUUUUAAGGCAUUGCAUGCCGUAAACUUCAUACCAGUGGUCCAUAACUGUUCCCAGUCAGCCAUCAUAAUAUUAUGUCCAACAUCUUGUGCCCAUUUAAUCAUAGCAGAUUUCACCAUUUCAUCUUGAGUAUUCCAUUUCAACAGCAAGUUAUACAUUCUUGACAAAUUCUUAACUUUAGGAUCUAACAAUUCUGUUUCCAACUUUGAUUUUUCCACCUGGAAGCCUAGUUUUUUAUCCAAAUUAUAUGCCUCCAUUAUUUGAUAAUAAUGGAGCCAAUCUCGUACUCUAUUUUUUAAUUUUUCAAAGCUCUGCAAUUUUAGUCUGUCACCCUCUUGUUCUAAAAUUUCCCAAUACUUCGGCCAUUUGGCCUCCAUAUUGAGUUUUGUCUGAGCCUUUGCUUCCUCAUGGCAUUAUGAUCACAUUUGUGAAGUCCUUGUCUGUCCAAUGUCCUUUUCUUUCUUCUAAACAGGAGUGCAAUGAACUGUUGUAGUUAAGCAUCCAUUGCCUUUCCAAACCUUUGGCUGAAGGAGCUUCUUUGUUGUUGCUGCUGCAAGGUUGUGUUAUGAAUAGAAGGGUAUGAGCAAUGGCUGGUAACAUUGUCUCUGUGAUGAAUCACAGCCACAGAUGCCCUCCAUGACACCAGUUGGCAAAGCUUCCUGCUUGCCGUGUGAUUGCUUGCCUCCUUCAUUUCCCAAUAGCUCACUUUAAUGAAUGUGUCCCCUUGUCUCGCAUGGUGAGCUUAGCAUUGUGCGUGCAGCUCAUUUAGGCUUUAAAGACUCUCCUGAGACGUAGAGGCACCAGGUAGCUUGGUGACAAAUGAGACUUUGUCAUUAACAUCCAAAGGGCACAAACAGAAAAUUAAAUUGCCUUCUGCAACAAAUCCACGGAAAGGACCCCUGUAGAGAAAAAAAAGAAAAACACCUAGAAAUACAUUGUGAUAAUUACUGUCUAAAAUGAAGAGCCUUGAAAACCUUCUAUUUAUGUGACUAAGUGAAUCUGCAGUUAAGAACAGAAGAACAUGAGAAGAGCCUACUGGAUCAGACCCAUCUAGUGAGGCACCCUUUUCUCCCAGAAACCCACAAUCAGAAUUCAAGCACAAGUUACAGUGGUACCUCGGGUUACAUACACUUCAGGUUACAUACGCUUCAGGUUACACACUCCACUAAGCCAGAAAUAUUACCUUGGGUUAAGAACUUUGCUUCAGGAUGAGAACAGAAAUUGUGCUACGGUGGCGCGGCGGCAGCAGGAGGCCCCAUUAGCUAAAGUGGUGCUUCAGGUUAAGAACAGUUUCAGGUUAAGUACGGACCUCCGGAGCGAAUUAAGUACUUAACCCGAGGUAUCACUGUAUACUACUAUUCUUCAGCUUGUGAGCUGCUUUGAUGGCGUGUGUAAAUGUCAUUCAAAUUCUACUCAAUAUGGAUCCAGAUUAGAUUCCAGUGUAUAGUUAGCAGAGAAACAACUUAAGCAUGUUGCAGGACUCCCAGAAAAUAGACCAGAGGCAAUUGUAUUUCAACCAGCAGAGCUUUACUGCUACUGAAGGCAAAUGAGCAUAGUGGUCACAAAUCCAACACUUUCAGGACUGGCACUGUGCAUAAGAAAUCCAGUUGCAGCAGACUUAAAUUUACAGUAACUUAUAAUAAGUCUAAACCUUAACACUAAGCAUACUAUGUACAGAACACCACACCAGAGGGGAAAGAGAUAGAAAGAGAAACGGGAAAACCAGGCUCCUUCUGGCCUUACUUUUAUAGUCAGCAUGACCUUGACAGAAGAGAUAAGAGAACCAGUUUAAGCCACGAUAUUUUAUUCUGUUUUUAAUCUGUUGGGAGCCGCCCAGAGUGGCUGGGGAAACCCAGCCAGGUGGGUGGGGUAUAAAUAAUAAAUUAUUAUCAUUAGCUGUACUCAGCUUCUCUGAAGAAAUAACCCAAACAUCAUGAACCUUCUGCUUGUUUCUUUCACACAGAGAAGCUUCCAGGACCCUCUUGAAUUAGGCAGAAUAGGAAAGAUCUCUACACAUUGGAUCAAUACUUUCUGCACUGAGAAAUGCAAAAUGAUAGUAAAUGUGUCUAAAACUGAGUACUGGUCCUUUGGGGCAGAAGGCAAGGAAAUCCACAGUAGGUGCAGCCAGAGUCAAUGAGAGGCAGAACCAACCAAUUCUGGCUAGGGUGGAAUCCUGGAGCAACACUAUUGCUCACAAGUCACCUUAGUCAAACCAGUUUCAGGAUGCAUUCAGUACCAGCUGAUCGGCUCUGACAUCUAACCUCACCAGCUCAGGGAAGGUGCAAUGGUUGAAUUGUCCUUAGGAAAGGGAAAUGUCUUGCUGUUGUCUCAUCCCAUGAUUUCUAAAGCUGCCUCUUUCUAGAGAUUUUGGCACCCUGCUAUGGAAAACAUUGCUGUCUGUCUCGGUUCUCUCCGACCCAACUAUUUAUAUAUUCUUUUCUUGCACCCAGCUGUUUAAAAGAAACAAAUUAAUGCCCUUACUAGCAGCUUCCUCACAACCACCACUUAGCAUUAGAAGAGAUGGGUCCUUCACUGCCUGGAUGAGGCUCCUCAGAAUGGAUCGUAAAAUGCAUUUGGCAUCUGCUUCCUCAUUUCUUGUCCCGUAUGCCAACAAGAAAGAGGCAGGCACACAGAAGGGCCCCCUGCAACCAGUGUUAUUUAUACCGUCAAAGUUCCUUCUAUUUGUCAAGAGAUGUUCUCCUGCCUAAACAGCUCCAUGUGCUUUGUCUGUAAUUCUCCCCUAAAGCCCCUCCUCCUCCUCUCUCCCCCCACCUCUGCUUUGAAACCUGGAGUGAGUAAUCUGCAUAAUUUGGUGUGAUUCUCACUUUUCCUGACAACUCCAUGCUGCUUCUUAUUUGUGACUCCCCUGCUUUGCAAUGGGGAAUAGCAGGGCAGGAUGUCACAGUCAAAAAGACUGUUACAAAAGUUGGGUGCUAACCCCCCCCCCCCCGCCGACUGGUGGCAAGAUCCCAUGGGGUUCCGGGUACUCAGCGGGGGUCUGUAUUCCUUUGGAGAACUGAGACACGGCAGAGACUGCUGUAGCUUUAAGAAAUAUGGUUUAUUCACCUUUUUACACUUGCAACACUGGUGGCGCUGUGGUCCAAACCACUGAGCCUCUUGGGCUUUGCCAAUCAGAAGGUCAGCGGUUCAAAUCCCUGCAAUGGGGUGAGUUCCUGUUGCUCUGUCCCAACUCCUGUUCGAAAGCACACCAGUGCAAGUAGAUAAAUAGGUACCACUCCACCGGAAAGCUAAACGGUGCUCUGGCUUCCAUCACAGUGUCCCAUUGUACCAGAAGUGGUUUAGUUAUGUUGGCCCCAUGACCCGGAAAGCUGUCUGUGGACAAACGCUGGCUCCCUCGGCCUGAAAGCGAGAUGAGUGCCGCAACCCCAUAGUCGCCUUUCACUGGACUUAACCAUCCAGGGGUCCUUUACUUGCAGCCUGCAUGGAGGGAGUCCAGAUCUUACAGCACGAUCGUUUCAAGAGGGAUUUGUAUGCCACCAGCAGCCAGCCUACUCAAGAUGGAUUUCAGUCUUCUUUCAUCCCUUCUUUUUCCCAGCACACCUUGAUAACAGACUCUUUUCCGACCACCUCACACCCAGUUACCCUGGAAACCUUCCAAACCCUUCCAGUCUCUGCUCACACCUCCAGACAAGGGGAAGGACAGUUCUCUUGUAUUGUUUCUUAAUGACCCUAGUUUGGCCCUAGCUUGUCCAGGUCAAGAAUUCCUCUGCAGCUUGCAUUUCUCCCUUCACACCCGAAAUAACCCAAAAUCCUACCAUUUAUUAAUUUCUAGUGUUUGGGGGGGUGUUCCCCUCCCAAAUCUAUAACACCACAUACCUUUGCUCUGGAAUCAAGUAGAAAGGGAGAUGUCAAAAAGCAAUUGCAGCCUUCCUGGGGUUCAUUGGUUUCAGAAGAGACAGAGAUUUUCACAGUUUGAACAGUGGGGGCUGUUGCUCAGUGGUUUUCAAAGCAACCUGCCUCCUCAGUGUCCUUUUGCACAGCUCAGUGCUAAAAAAAAGAGUAAUUGGUCUUUCUGAUGGACUUGAGAAUUGAGCACCUUCGUUCCAUUUUUGUACUUGGGUCCUUGGAAUAGAAACACAGACAUGGAUUAAAAAGAAAAGGAAAAAACCACGACCCUGAGCUUCUAACAUGCUUGUUAGCAAUAGCAGAGAGAACGUUAACUACCUCCCAGAGGCAAUGCCUCUUGUAAAGUCUGACUCAGCGGAGGAGUAAUGCUUUGCAUGCAAAAGCUCCCAGGUCCAAUCCCUGGCCUCUCCAGGAAAGGCUGGGGAAAGCUCCAUUCUGCACUUUAAAUAGACAUGCCUUCCCUGCAAAGAAUCCUGGGAAAUGCCCAGAAUCCUAGAGGAGAUAAUAAUAAUAAUAAUACCUCUGUCUGUUUCAUCAUCAUCAUCAUCAUAGUUUAUUUAUACCCUGUCCAUCUGGCCGGGUUUCCCCAGCCACUAUGGGCAGCUCUCAACAGAAUAUUAAAAACACAAUAGGACAUCAAACAUUAAAAACUUCCCUAAUCAGAGCUGCCCUCAGAUGUUUUCUAAAAGACAGAUAGUUGUUUAUUUCCUUGACAUCUGAUGGGAGGGCGUUCCACAGGGCAGGUGCCACUACCGAGAAGGCCCUCUGCCUGGUUCCCUGUAACUUCACUUCUCGCAGUGAGGAAACAGCCAGAAGGCCCUUGGAGCUGGACCUCAGUGUCUGGGAUGAACGAUGGGGGUGGAGACGCUCCUUCAGGUAUACUAGGCCGAGGCCGUUUAGGGCUUUAAAGGUCAGCACCAAGGCUUUGAAUUGUGCUCGGUUGGAGCCAAUGCAGGUCUUUCAGGACCGGUGUUAUAUGAUCCCGGUGGCCACUCCCAGUCACCAGUCUAGCUGCCACAUUCUGAAUUAGUUGUAGUUUCUGGGUAACCUUCAAAGGUAGCCCCACGUAGAGCACAUUGCAGUAGUCCAAGCAGGAGAGAGAGUUAGGAGAGAGAGUGCCCUGUUCACCUCGCAGAACUACAACCCCCAGAGUUCCAUGGGAAUAUGGCAGCAGCAUACCAUCGGCUGCCAGCACCCAGUUGGAGGGCGGCAUGAAAAGACACAACAGCUCACGAUGUCCUGCUAGCCCCACAGGCUGGCAGGGUGUCGUGAGCUAUGCACCCACAAAAAAACUGCACCCUGGGUGACAGCCCCCCCCCCGCCCCCAUGCUAUGCCUCUGGAGCAUGUGACCUGUGGGAUGUGAAACACAAGAGCAGUCAAGUACAACAUUCCUAGAGUGAACAUGUUUACACAUGGGGAGGAAUGUUUGUCCAGCCAGUAGGUAAACUUCCUGUUUCCUUCUGGGCUGGGACAGACUUCCUCUGCAUGUGACUAGAGGUGGGCGUGGCCUCACCUGUGCAGGUAACGACAAAAGCACAGGGCAGGGCAGCCAUCUCUCUCCCUUUUGACUACAUGCAUCGAAGAAGCAACAUCUGCUUAGCCAAAUAUGCUCUCUUGGCUCCAGCCAAGAGAGGACAAAGGGACUGUCUUCUUAUGAGAUAGUUUCUAGGUGUAUCUUACUUUUCUAAGCUAUGUCUGCCUUCUGGGAUCCUAUUGUGAACAGAAUGAUGUGUGAGUAAACCUUUUUAUACUUUUAUAGAAGACUGUGUCGUAUCUUGUCGUUUAUGAAGGAAUAAGGGGAAAAUACCAGAACAGUUAUUAUAGAGGCUUUAGCGAGCCUGAGCAAAUGCAUCCGCUGCAAGUUUAAAAAGGGGAAUGUUACUCUGCUAAAUUGUUGAACUUGUUAACACAAGUUGGAAAAGGAUAUAAUCCAACAAUAUAUCCUCUCCUGCAUCCCUGAACAUUCCCACAUGACCUCUGUGGCUGCUCUGUCUACUGUCCAAGGUCAAGACCCUGGUUCUUUCUUCCUAGGGUUCUUUUUCUUUAAGAUGGUCUCGAGCCCGGCAGCCCUUCAAAUAAAGGACUCAUAGAAUCAUAGAACUGUAGAGUUGGCAGGCACAGCAAAGCUCCAUACAGGACCCUCUGCAGAGAGGGUUUCCGUCUGCCAAGUAGGACACAUCACGGCCCUUAAUGUAAGUAUAGUAUACCUCUGACUGAGUGAAGUCUGGGAGAAAACUCUGUAGACUGUAUGUUUGACUCAGAACUGGUAACUUGACAUGCACUGCUCUCCUUUCUGUCGCAAAUUCGGCUGCGUGUCUUACUGUCUCCUCUUGCCGCUGUGAUCCCAUCACUCCUCUGCCUCGCUAACUUCCUUAGCUUUCAUUCAUCUUUUGUAUUAGAAUGUUCGAGCUAUCUUUCAUCUCAAAUGACUUCAUUCACUCGCUGCUCUCUAAUCUUUCAUCUCUGCUUCAGCUCUACAGUUCCAUCCUGCCCCCUCUCCUUGUUAGACAGAAGCAAACUCUCUACACGCCUGUGUUCAGCUCCUUCGGCCCUUAUCUUUGGAGUUCCCUUGCUAUCGACAUUUAUUCUGCUGCUUCUCUGUCUGCAUUCAUUUCACUUCUUAAUUCUUACCUCUUUCUUAGGCUUUUCCUAGAUACGAUUUCUGUUCACGGUUGACGUCUUUUUGUUCGGCUGUUUAACCAUCCCUUCCAUUCCCCUUUCUUUAAAUAUCAAGUGUUUAAGAUUGUGCUGUUUUGCUAAUUUUAAAAUACCUAGCAGUAGGCGAGAUAUAAAAUACAUAGAGAUAAAAUAGUGACCAUCGUUGUAGCAGCAGCAGCAGCAACAUAAGCGCCAGUGUCUUGGACCAGUGUCUUGCCCUAGGUAAUGGAAUGGAUAAGAGCCAACAAAUUAAAGCUCAGUCCAAAUAAGGCUGAGGCACUGUUAUUGGUUGGUUCACUAGACCAGAUGGGUGAGAGGUCAAUAAAAUGCAUAGAGAUAAAAUAGAGACCAUAGUUGUUGCAGCAGUAACAACAACAUAGGCGCCAGUGUUUUGGACCAGUGUCUUGCCUAGGUAAUGGAAUGGAUAAGAGCCAACAAACUGAAGCUCAGUCCAAAUAAGGCUGAGGCACUGUUAGUAGGUGGUUCCCUAGAUCAGUUGGGUGGGAGGUCACCUGGUCUUGAUGGGGUUACACUUCCUCUGAAGUAGCAGGUUCAUAGCUUAGGGGUACUCCUGUAUCCUUUGCUGUCGCUCAAGGCUCAGGUGGCGUCAGUGGCCCGGAGUGCCUUCCAUCAGCUUCAGCUGGUGGCCCAGCUACGCCCCUAUCUGCACAGGGAUACCCUAACUACUGUUGUCUAUGCUCUGGUAACCUCAAGGUUAGAUAACUGCAAUGCGUUAUACAUAGGGCUGUCUCUGAAGACAGUUUGGAAACUUCAGCUACUACAGAAAUCAGCAGCCAGGUUGCUCACCGGAGCAAGACGGUUUGAGCAUAUUACACCCAUCCUGAUCCAACUGCACUGGCUACCAAUUAGUUUCCGGGCCCAAUUGAAAGUGCUGGUUUUGACCUAUGAAGCAUGAAACGGCUCAGGACCGCAAUACCUUAAGGACCGCCUCUUUCCAUAUGAACCUGAGAUCACCUUCUGAAGCCCUCCUUUGUGUGCCCCCUACCUGAGAGGUCCAGAGGGUGUCAACACAAGAACAUGUCUUCUCUGCAGUGGCUCCCCACCUGUUGAAUGCUCUCCCCAGGGACGUUUGCCUGGCUCCUUCAUUAUAUAUCUUUAGGCGCCAGGGGAAAAUUUUCCUUUCUAACCAGGCCUUUGGCUGACCUAAUAAACAUUCUAUACCCUUUAAAAUGUGGGUCUUUUUUGGAGGGGUGUUAUUGGGUUGUUGUUUUUAUUUUGAUUAUAUAUAUUGUAGUCUUUAUGUUGAUCUUUUCUGUGAACUGCCUCUGGGUAUAGGGCAUUAUAUAAAUUCAAUAAACAACAACAACAUAUGUGGGGACAGGGCUGAGAGCCUCCCCGCAAUCUUGAGGGGCUGAGCCUCAUCGGGCCCCUCUGCAGUGGUGGCGGACCUUGGUGGGCCCCACAGACUCCUCCUGACAUGUGCGACAUCGCAUGUGUGAUGUCAUUUGUUAUGUACUGAAGUUCUCACCCUGGGCCAGCAGGGGGAUACUGUAGGUAGUUUUCACUCAGGUCCACAUACACAAAUAAGGAACUGAAAGUGGCGUUCAGUGAUUGGAUAGUUUCAGAAAGUUGUUACUGUUGCUUUGUAGUUGAGCUCUAUAUAAGCAGGUUGGCUGAACCCUUCAGCCCAGUUCUGUUCUGGGCCUGUGAAUAAACAAGAGGUGUUAGAAGAAUCGCUGUGUCGUCUGAUAUGUUCACCCACAACUUAAUAUCAUUUGCAUGCGAUGAGCUCCCCCCCAUGCCGAGCGGAACUCAUCAGCUCUGUAGCAGCAGGAACCACAGCUUGUGCUAUUGCUACUACCUAUCUCCACUAGCCCCAAAGGCUAUGUUGGAGAGAGACAUUCAUUUCCAGAAACAACACUAGGAACAACAUGGCGGUCAGGGACGGGGAGCAUGGAAGAUGAAGGGCACCCUUCUCAUCCUUAACCCGCCCCGUGUACUAAUAAUUGCCGUAUUUUUUGCUCUAUAAGACGCACCAGACCACAAGACGCACCUAAUUUUUGGAGGAGGAAAACAAGAGAAAAAAUAUUCUGAAUCUCAGAAGCCAGAACAGCAAGAGGGAUCGCUGCGCAGUGAAAGCAGCAAUCCCUCUUGCUGUUCUGGCUUCUGGGAUAGCUGCGCAGCCUGCAUUCGCUCCAUAAGACACACACACAUUUCUCCUUACUUUUUAGGAGGGAAAAAGUGAGUCUUAUAGAGCAAAAAAUGCAAUAUCCCAAAUGCCUCUUCACCUUCCCUCUAGCUGAGGCAUGCACACAUUUUUCUAUCCUAAACUGUUGGAAGGAAUGCAGUUCUGAACAUCUUCCCCUUCUUAUUUUUAGGCUGUGAAGAGUUACUGAAGGAUGCAUUGUCUGCUGAGGGCCUCAGACCUCAGCGCUACGAGACGGAGUAUGUGGAUUACUACUACCAGGUAAAAGGAGUCUCUGUUUUUAGGAUGUGAGGGUGAUCUGGCUGCGACAUCUGUCACCCCAUUGAUCGCCAGGGUUGAUUCGGCUGAUCUGGCUGGCUAGGCGGGUGUCCCCUUCCUCCCUCACCGCUCCAUGUGCGUCCCUCCCGAAGCUGCACGCUUGGUGGAAGAGGACGACCAUCCCAGAUAGAAGGAGUGUACCGUUCUUCGGUCAAGGGUAUAUGAUAGCUGUGCUCCCCUGCUAGAACCUCCAAACAAGCUCAAAAGGAGUCUCUGUUUUUAAAACCUCUGUGUGGAAUUGGUCGGCAGAGGGUGGGAAGUCGAGCAUUCCAGCAAUUUCUGCCACUUUGCACAAGGCCUCUUUCUGCUCAUGUUACCCAGUUGCAUUUAUGGAUAGUGGAUGUGGCAGUCAUCAACUCAAGGUGAAAACAUUGGGAGAGCCAAGCAAGUUAUUUGAAAAUUUGAGGGCAUUUCAAUGGUCCUGAGUACUCAUUGUAUUUCUGGGCUCUGGGGACAAGAAGUGUUAUUUUCAUGCAGAUCAAGGUACACAUGGUGGAGAUUGCAAAACUGAAAAUUCUUUGUUGAUGGAAACAGGGUUUGAGAUAUAGCUUGCCCGACAAGGUCGUGGUGGUUUCACAUUUGGGAUAUGAAAGUACUUACAACGUUUUGCGUAGCUUUUCUGACUUGAAGGUCUCUUGGUUCAGAGGAGCUUCUCUGUUGUCUAGUAGGUUGCACCAGAAAUGACAAUGACACCGCAACCAUCGACUCAGUGGAAGUAUGAUGGAUGUGCACAUCCUGUUUCAUUUCUGAUCGUAAACUAGAUUCUAGUUGAGUGAGCUUUUCCCAAAACCAGAUGUUUGCAGGUGGAAAAUGAUGCUUCAGUUAUUGGUGGCACCUGACAGAUGGAUAGUGUGGUUCAAGACAACACCAGAUGAAGUUUACUGAAGGGUGCACACACUCAAACACUUAUGGUGUUUUUAAUAUUCUUUUGGGAGCCUCCCAGAGUAGCUGGAGAAAUCCAGCCAGGUGGGCGGGGUAUAAAUGAUAUUAUUAUUAUUAUUAUUAUUAUUAUUAUUAUUAUUAUUAUCAUUAUCUGUUUCUGCUCCUCCUCCUCCAAUCCUCUCCUGGUCGUGGGAGACAGUGGAGCAGGAGAGGUGGGGGCAGGAGGACGUGGUGUGGAAGGCCUUGACUAUACCAGCCAGACCUACCUCUCUCUCCUGCUGUACCUGUCUGUCAAGCUCCAGCCAGGUGAGCUGACCUCCAUUGCCAGAAAGAAUUCAGCAUGUGAUGAGCCAUUCAGCCACAGUUCUUUGAAUAGGUUGCAAAAUUUUGGCAUGGCAGCAUGUUGUGUUGGGGCCCCUACAGAAAACCGCUGGACUUGCCACUGACUGCCCCUUUGUGAAGGCACUGAGAAUCCUAAAUCAGGAUUCAACUCGUAAUAGGAUUUGUCCCAGUGCUCAAAAUUGAGAAAAAAUGUGAAGAUGCAAUCCAGGGGGUUGUCUGAUGGAAACUACACCUCAGACUAGGGUGGUUUGACUUUACUUCUUAAUAAAUGCAAGACAAAGUGUUUCUGAGAUAUGGGGCUUGCUAGAAAUCUCCUAGCUUUCCCUUUAAAAGUAAUUACGUGUUUUUCCGUGUAUAAGACGAGGUUUUUAUUAUUAAUAUAUUAUGUUUAAAAUUUGGGGUCGUCUUAUACACAGAUAGUGCAGAGGGGGGACGGGCUCAACAACUCUGGGCAAUCCUGCCCCCCCAAAAACUUAACAACUCUUGGCAACCUCCCCUCAUUUUCUUAAUUGUAUUGUAUUACCGUAUUUUUCGCACUAUAGGACGCACUUUUUCCCCUCCAAAAAUGAAGGGGAAAUGUGUGUGCGUCCUAUGGUGCGAAUGCAGGCUUUCACUGAAGCCUGGAGAGCGAGAGGGUCGGUGCGCACCGACCCUCUCGCUCUCCAGGCUUCAGGAGAGCCCCAGCGCCAGCCCCACAAGGUCGGGGGACAGAGGGAGGCGGAACGCCGUCAUCCCGCUGUCUCCCGAUGGGGUUUGGUGGCUGCGGGGGGGAGCCCCCGCCGCCGGCCCCGCAAGCUCCGGGGACAGCGGGGAGACGCCGCGCGUCCCCCCGCUGUCCCCGGACCUGAUCGCAAGGCGGGCGGCAGGGAGAAGAGCGCUUCUCCCCGCUGCCUGCCCCCAAGCUCCGGGGACAGCAGGGAGACGCAGCGCGUCUUCCCGCUGUCCCCGGACCUGAUCGCAAGGCGGGCGGCAGGGAGAAGAGCGCUUCUCCCCGCUGCCUGCCCCCAAGCUCCGGGGACAGCUGGGAGAUGCAGCGCGUCUUCCCGCUGUCCCCGGACCUGAUCGCAAGGCAGGCGGCAGGGAGAAGAGCGCUCCCCGCUGCCUGCCCCCAAGCUCCGGGGACAGCUGGGAGCGCAGCGCGUCUUCCCGCUGUCCCGGACCUGAUCGCAAGGCGGGCGGCAGGGAGAAGAGCGCUUCUCCCCGCUGCCUGCCCCCAAGCUCCGGGGACAGCUGGGAGAUGCAGCGCGUCUUCCCGCUGUCCCCGGACCUGAUCGCAAGGUGGGCGGCAGGGAGAAGAGCGCUUCUCCCCGCUGCCUGCCCCCAAGCUCCGGGGACAGCUGGGAGACGCAGCGCGUCUUCCCGCUGUCCCCGGACCUGAUCUGUAGGCGGGCGGCGGGGAGAAGAGUGCUUCGCCCCGCUGCCGGCCCCCCAGCCCCGGGGACAGCGGGGAGAUGCAGCGCGUACUCCCGCCGUCCCCGGACCUGAUCGCAAGGUGGGCGGCAGGGAGAAGAGCGCUUCUCCCGCUGCCUGCCCCCAAGCUCCGGGGACAGCUGGGAGGCGCAGCGCGUCUUCCUGCUGUCCCGGACCUGAUCUGAAGGCGGACUGCGGGAGAAGAGCGCUCCCCGCUGCCGGCCCCACAAGCGCCUGGGGGGGGAAAUAAUUUUUUUUCUUUAUUUCCCCCCCAAAAAACUUGAUGCGUCCUAUGGGCCGGUGUGUCCUAUGGUGCGAAAAAUACGGUAUAUUGUAUUUUAUGCUUUUUUGUUGUUGCAUCAAUUAAGUGUUUUAAAUUUGUUGUUAGCCACCCUGAGCCCGGUUUUCUGAACUGGGAAGGGCGGGGUAUAAAUAAAAAUUUAUUUAUUCAAUUAUUUAAUUUGGAGUCCGCCAAAAUAGGGGGUGGCUUAUACACGGGGGCGUAUUACACACGGAAAAAUACGGUAUUUUUGGAUUGUUGUUACCCUGUCCUAGUGCCUUGCAUGCAUUCUGCUUCCUGGGUGGCAAUGGAGGGAUUCACGUCAUGCCUGCUAAUGUCAGUAAAAAAAUAUUUAGCACAAUCUUUGGGGGUUUUAAUUGGUCUCGAUAUGCACAUAGACAGAGGAGCAUUGUAGCGUCACCAACGAUCCUGCCUCUGCCCGGGUGUGUGUGUCUAUUUCCUAUGUUUCCUUGUGCUCAUCCUCAAUGAAACAGAAAUCAAUAAUUCCUGGGCUGUGUGCCAUGCACUUGUUCUUUUCUAUUUGCUGAGAGCUGCUGUCAAAGAGCGUGAUCCUUUUCUCUACUGCACAGAGACACAUCACGCAGCAUCAGACCUUGUGCGCUGGGUCCAGGGCAGAGAUGAUCCUGCUCUGCCCCCCCCAUGGUAAAAGUAAAGGUGGUGGCAGCAGUUAUUAGCAUGACUGCGCCGUUGUGGGGGCAGCGUAGCCCAGGGGAGUGGGGCAGGGAGGCAGCUGCACCCCCAAAUUCAUAAAACUAGUAAAAAGCAUUGAAAGUACUCAAUUAAUUAAGAUUCUACACCCACACACCAAGCAGAAGUCUGUAUCAGUUUGCAUUUCUUAGUGCAGAAAGUAUUCAUCUGAUGUGUAGAGAUCUUUCCUUUUCUUCUUAAUUCAAGUGGGUUCUGGAAGCUUCUCUGCGUGAAAGGAACAAGCAGAAGGUUCGUGAUGUUUGGGUUAUUCCUUCAAAGAAGCUGAGCUUAAACUGGUUUUGUUAUCUCUUCUGCCAAGUUUCUUGGAAAUCUCCUGGAAACCUUAUCGCUGAAGAAGCCCAAUGGAAGAAAUGAGGGUGUAUCCUGAGAACUGGUCUAUCAUCAGCUGCCUUGUUGUUACUAAGUAGCUCUGUUUGUUACACUCUCAAGACGUAGGACUAUGCAGAAGGCAAGUUCGUUUGUUAGACUUUUAAGACAUAGGAUGAUGCAGAAGGAAGAUAUCAGUAUGAAAUGGCAUUGCCAACAGGAACUGUACAUUGUAAUCGUUGGACUUGACAAUCUUUGGACUUGACUAUCCUUGGACUUUAUAUAUAGAAGGUUAUAUAGAAGGUUAAUAAUAAUAU